Danaus plexippus (monarch butterfly) is the source of this 55258-nucleotide messenger RNA. RefSeq lists its product as uncharacterized. Gene Ontology annotation, molecular function: zinc ion binding; calcium ion binding; 4 iron, 4 sulfur cluster binding. The record is from RefSeq and is a predicted model, not a curated record. NCBI's taxonomy places the organism in Eukaryota, Metazoa, Arthropoda, Insecta, Lepidoptera, Nymphalidae. Gene Ontology annotation, cellular component: nucleus.
CCAUCACGGUCGUGUGUGAUCCGACGCGUUGCGAUAUCGUUACGUUCUCGUGUGUUGUCCGCUCCAUUUGUGGAAUCUGUGGAGUGCUGUAGGUGCAGUGCUGUGACAGUGUGUUUUUGGUAAUACUGAAUAGUGUAUCGCUACAAAAUACCACUGUCAUCCGUGUGCGGCUCUUUACUCGGAGUUGCCUAACGGCUGUUCGCCUAGCGAGGGAAGGCGGAUUGCUUGCACCGGGAGGAAUGAGCCCCGUACAUUACUGCUCCCACACUCACCGAUGAUCUCAAGAGAAAAUGUAUAUAGAAACCCUACCACUCGUAGUUUGGACGCUCUUAGUAACGACGACAAAUGUAGCAACGCAAAGCCAAUAUGGAAUAGGCUUAGGAAUAAAACGAGAAGUAUUUUUCUUAAAUUUAGAAGACGGAUAUUUCGGCUGCCAAGUUAACGAAUCGACACAAAUUUUACAGUUAUACGAAUUAUCAAAAUUAUGUGACGGUGUGCCCGAUUGUUAUAAAGCAUCCGACGAACUUAGGACAGAACUAAAAUGCACAGAUGACUGUACCAAAGAUGAUGGAGCGCGUUGUGAAAAUGGCGCUUGUCUAAACGGUGUGUGUUACUGUAAUGACGGUUUCGGUGGAUGUAAUUGCCAAGAGGAAGACGUCAAUGAAUGUAAAGACCGGCCUUGUGAUGUCUUUGCCCAUUGCACAAACACCGUUGGAAGCUUUCAAUGCUCAUGUUUUCCGGGUUAUGUUGGCGACGGGUUUACAUGCAAAGAUGUAAAUGAGUGCGAAGAUCCAACAAUAUCAGCGAGAUGUGUUAAAAACGCUGAAUGCUGUAAUUUACCUGCUCAUUUCAUUUGCAAGUGCAACCGUGGCUUUGAAGGAGACGGAGAAGAGGAAUGUCGAGAUAUCGAUGAAUGUAAACGUCCAGGUGCUUGUGGUGUAAACGCAAUUUGUCAAAACUAUCCUGGGAACUACACCUGUGCAUGUAAAGCCGGGUAUACAGGAAAUCCCUUUGACGGAUGCGUUGAUGUGGACGAGUGCAGUCAUGACAAAGCGUGCGGGAAGGGUGCUGAGUGCCGUAAUCUCGAGGGUGGCUAUGAGUGCAGUUGCCCACAUGGAUUAGAGGGAGAUCCACGCGUUGACUGUCUUGAUAACAAUUUAUGCAGAAGCGUUUCAUGUGGGCGCGACGCACUCUGUGAAAACCUUCCUGGUGCCCAUCGCUGCGUUUGUCCCCCAGGUUAUGAAGGCAAUCCUGACGUCCAAUGUAUUGACGUGGAUGAGUGUAAGAGUGGCAAGUCUGUCUGCGGCGCCAAUGCAAAGUGCACAAAUACCGUUGGCAGUUUUGUAUGCACAUGUGGGCCUGAGUAUACGGGCGAUCCUAAUUCACCUGAGGGAUGUCAUGAUAUUAAUGAAUGUGAAAUCUUGGAGCAUCCUUGUGGUUUAAGAGCCUUGUGUGAAAACACUGACCCGGGAUACAAUUGUGUUUGUCCACAAGGAUAUGCAGCAAAACCGGACCCACAAAUUGCUUGUGAACAGGUUGAUGUAAACACAUUAUGCAAGUCUAAUUUUGAUUGUACUAACAAUGCUGAAUGUAAAGAACAUCAAUGCUAUUGUAAAGAUGGUUUUGAUGCUAAAGGUUCCUUCUGCGUUGACAUUGAUGAGUGUCAAAAUAAAACAGUAUGCGGAGAUAACGCAGUAUGUUCAAAUUCACAAGGAAGUUAUAAAUGUGAAUGCGGCGUAGGAUAUAUUGGAUCUCCACCCAAUAUAAUUUGUAGAGCACCUUGUGAAGAUGUACAAUGUGGCGACCAUUCUUAUUGCAAGCCAGAUGGAUCAAAUGCCUAUUGUGUUUGCGAAGACGGCUGGACAUUUGAUCCAAGUGACAUAUCCGUGGGCUGUGUUGACAUUAAUGAAUGUGAUUUGUCUAUUGGAAUUACUGGACGUUGUGGUCAAAACGCUCACUGCUCUAAUACUUUAGGAAGUUUUGGUUGUAGUUGUCCAGAAGGCUACACUGGUGAUGCUUAUAUUGAAUGUUUCGAUUUGAAUGAAUGCUUAAAUGAAAAUUCGUGUGGUAUAGGAGCAAACUGUAUUAAUAUUGAAGGAUCCUUUAUUUGCGAAUGUCCCGAAGGAACUAUACCGGAUCCUGAACCUAACAUAAGAUGUUCGGAAAUUAUUCUAUGUAAAAUGGACAAAGAUUGUCCCGGAAAUGCCAUAUGCGAUUCAAAUAAGAAGUGUGUCUGUCCGGAACCUAAUAUUGGCAACGAUUGCCGUCAUCCAUGCGAGUCUUUACAAUGUGGAAGCAAUUCAGAAUGUCUUCUUACUGAUCAAACUGCUCAAUGUACAUGCCGCAGUGGAUUUACUGGUAAUCCAUUAUCGGUUAUUGGAUGUCAAGAUAUUAACGAGUGUACUUUUAAUUCAUGUUCAACUGGUGCUGUAUGUAAGAACUUGCCUGGUAGUUUCCAAUGUGAAUGCCCAGGCAACUUUAGUGGAGAUCCUUAUAUAAAUGGAUGUGUUAUGAGUAAAACACCUAAUGGUUGCAGUAAUAUUAAUCCAUGUCCGCUUGGUGAGCAGUGUGUUCUACACGAAGGGGAAAAUGUUUGUAUAUGUUCACAAGGUUUUUCUCGAAAUGAGGAAACUAGCCAAUGUGAAGAUAUAAAUGAAUGUAUACUAAACGGACGUACUCCAUGCGGAUUAAAUGCAUUAUGUAAAAAUUUACCUGGAAGCUAUGAAUGUAAAUGUCCUCCAGAAUAUAGUGGCAAUCCAUACAAACUAUGUGAAAUAUGUGAUGACAUAAAUUGCCAGUGUUUACCACCAUACAAAGUUGUAGACGGCAUUUGUGUUUUAUCCGGCUGUUCAAAUGGCAAAAAAUGUGGUUCAGGAGCAGAAUGUAUUAUAAUUUCUGAUGGAGUUAGCUAUUGUGCAUGUCCUGCUGGAUACUCUCAAAGCCCAGAUGGUGCUUGUGAAGACAUCAAUGAGUGCAAUUUUGAUCAUCCAGUUUGUGGCUUUGGGGCUGAAUGUGUAAAUACAAUUGGAUCUUAUAGUUGCAAGUGUCCUCCGGGAUAUGGUAAAGAUGAUGUGUCAGGUCAUUGCAGCUUGAACCAAAAGAAGUGUAUAAGUGAUUCAGACUGUUUCUCCAAUGAAAAGUGUGUGCAACCAGGAAAUUGUGUAUGUCCACCCCCUUUUUAUUUAGACGUAACAGAUGGGCAGAAAUGUAAGAGUCCGUGCGAACGAUUUGUUUGUGGAAUAAAUGCUAAAUGCACACCAAGUGAUCCUCCCAAAUGUAUGUGUAUGCCUGGUUUUGAAGGAGAUCCUUACACUGGUUGUACUAAUAGAAAUGAGUGUCACAGUGCACCUUGCGCUUAUGGUGCUAUAUGUCAUGAUGAAAGAGGUGGAUAUAAGUGUACGUGUCCACAAAAUAUGAUAGGAGAUCCAUACAAAGGAGGAUGUACAACAGAAGCUGGCUCGCUACCUAGACAAUUGUGUAGUAAAAGUAACCAAUGUCCCAAUAAUCUCGCUUGUUUGAAUCGUACUUGUUUAUCUCCUUGUACAACUGUUGCUUGUGGACCCAACGCUUUUUGUGAAGUCGACAAUCAUGCUGCUUGGUGUCGCUGUAAUCCAGGUUAUACAAAACCAGAAGGCGGAAAAUGUAUUUCCGGUUGUGAUAAUUAUGCUUGUGCUUCGGGUGCGCAAUGUAUAAUAUCAAAAAGUGGGCCGACUUGUGUUUGCCCAGAAGGUUUGGUUGGAAAUCCAUUUCCCGGGGGAUCCUGUAAGACGGACACUUGCGGACCAGGUCUGUCUUGUGAUGAGCCCUUAACUUGCGUAUCAGGACGAUGUCGGCAACGAUGUGAGAAUGUUGUUUGUGGAGUCGGUGCGUCCUGUGACGAAGAAAGUGGUCGCUGUGUUUGCAAUACAUUCUUUGUUGGAAAUCCGGAUCUUCUAUGCAUGCCUCCUGUUAUACCUCCAAAUUGUGAACCUGGUUGUGGGCAGAAUGCUCAUUGCAUGUAUGGACAAAUAAAUACUUGUAAAUGUGACAAAGGUUACACAGGAAAUCCCUAUUUACGGUGUACAACUCGAAAACAGAUAACUUGUGCUAGUACUAAAUGCGGUACAAAUGCAAUUUGCCAGCAAACAAGAUCGCAUGUUGAAUGCUUGUGUCCCCCUGGAUAUUUAGGAAAUCCGAACUUGCAAUGUAUAGAUAUUGAUGAGUGUAGUUCAAGACCAUGCGGAGAAAAUGCUAUUUGUAUUAACACCCCAGGAAGCUACAGUUGUGUUUGCAGAAGCAAAUAUGUUGGUAAUCCAUAUGAAUUGUGUACGCAAAUAACUCUUUCCAAAUGUGUAGAUGGUAGCGGUUGUUCAUGUUCGAGCAAUGUCACAUGCCCUGAUGGAUAUGUUUGUGAAGCGUCUAAAUGUGUAGACAAAUGUCGAACUAUGACAUGCGGCCCGAAGUCAAUUUGUGAAGGAGGUAAAUGUAUGUGUUUACCUGACUACAUAGGUAAUCCCAACGACCUUAUUCAAGGUUGCACCUUAAACAAAAAGUGCAUUAUAGAUGGAGACUGUCAGGAUUCAGAAAUAUGUUUCCAAAUUGGUAAAAGUGUCCGGAAAUGUGUAGACGCUUGUAGUAAAAUACAAUGUGGACCUAAUUCUCUAUGUUUAACCACUAACCACCAAGCACAUUGUAUUUGUGUAGAGGGCUACGUAGGCAAACCAAGUGAUAUUAAAACUGGAUGUCAUUUGCAACAAAAGGAACCAAAUGAAGUAGAAUGCAAUGUAAAUAGUGAUUGUACACCACCACAGAUUUGUGAUGCAGUAGAUGGUACGACAAAAAGAUGUUUAGAUUUGUGUUCAACUGUUGCAUGCAGUGCCAAUGAAAUCUGCAAAGUUAUGGAUGACAUUGCUCGUUGUGAGUGCAAAGAAGGUUUUAUUUGGAAUCCCGUUAGUUCAAAUUGUGAACAACCAACAACGCCAAACUGUGGUAAAGAUGAUGACUGUGAAGAUAAUAGGUCAUGUCAAAGAGAUGUUUUAGGUGUAAAAAAAUGUAUUGAUAACUGCUUGUUAUUUACCUGUCCACAAAACUCAAAGUGUAUUUCUAAAAAUCACAAGAGUCAAUGUGAAUGUUUAUCAGGAUUUGUUGGUAAUCCUAAUGAUCGCGACGGUUGUCUACCUAUAGAUAAAAAUGAAUGUAUGAACGAUGUUGAAUGUAAAGAAGAUGAAAUUUGCAAAAAUAUUGGUAACAUAAAUAAGUGCAUACCAGCCUGUCAGGACGUCCACUGUGGACCAAACGCUGUCUGCGUUACAAAUAACCAUGAUGCUAAAUGUCAAUGCCCAUCGGGUCCUUAUACGGGUAAUCCCGACGAUCUAGAUAAAGGAUGUCAAUCAGUACCCUGCGUUUACAAUAUCGACUGCCUCUCUCAUGAGCUUUGCAAUCGGAUGACCCAUAAAUGCAUUAAUGUAUGUGAUGAAAAUAGUUGCGGUGAAAAUUCAGUAUGCAUAGCAGAUGAACAUAAGUUUGAAUGCCAAUGCUUAAGUGGUUAUAUGCCAGACCCCAUACCGGACAUAGCUUGUAAGAAGCUAGAUUUAUGUAAUCCUAAUCCUUGUCAUCCUACUGCAUUAUGUGAACCUCUCCAAUUAACUUACAACUGCAUAUGUCCUACUGGAUAUGUUGGAGAUCCUUUAAAAGAAGGUUGUAGGAAGCAAGGCGAGUGUCCAAAUGGCGAUAUUGAUUGCUUAGCCGACUCUGCUUGUAUUAAUGGCCAGUGUAUAAAUCCAUGUGAAGGAGCAUGCGGUGUCAAUUCUAUAUGUAAAGUUGUUGAUAGAAAAGCAGUGUGCUCAUGUCCAUACGGCUAUGAAUAUGCUCAGAAUGAUAAAUACUGUAAGAAAAAAGUGGUAUCAUGCAUAAACAAUUAUGAUUGUAACGGGGAUGUUUGCCACAACGGCCAAUGUUUUACGCCUUGUAAAAAUAUAAGUCAUUGCGACCCUGGUGAGGUAUGUAUAAAAAAUUACUGCAUGAAUCAAUGCAAGAACCAUGCGGAAUGUAGUAUUGGACAAGCGUGUGUAGAAGGCAAAUGUUUAAUAGGCUGUAGAGCAAACGACGAUUGUCCUAAUGAAGAAUCUUGUACGAAUAAUAAAUGUGUAAACCCAUGCCAGGCCACUAAAGUGUGUGGCCCUAAUGCAAUAUGUUCACGAAUAAAUCAUAGUACAAUGUGCCAUUGUCCUGUAGGAUUUGAAGGCUCCCCAACACCGCAACAAGGGUGUGUUCGUAAACCAGCACCCUGUGUUAAAACCUCGCAAUGUCCUCCAGAUCAUAUGUGCAUCGGCUUUUUCUGUCAAGUACCCUGUCUAAAACAUUCAGAUUGUGCCAUGGGUGAAAUGUGUCAUGAUAAUAAAUGCCAUAAAAUUUGUCAUACCAGUAAUAAUUGCUUACACGGUGAACACUGUAGCGCAGGAGUAUGUAUUUCUGGUUGCAAAAUUAACUCGGACUGCCUCAAUAACCAACUUUGCAUAUCUAGUGAAUGUAAAUGUGAAGAGGGUUUUGAAUUGAUCAACGGCGAAUGUAGUAACGUAAAUGAAUGCCUUAAUAAUCCUUGUCACCCAUCUGCUCAGUGUAUAGAUUUAAUAGGAACAUAUAAAUGUGUCUGUCCAACUGAAGCAAUUGGGGACCCCCACACUACAGGAUGUUUAUUGCCGAAUCAAUGUAGGCAAAGCAAUCAGUGCGAAGAUUCAUUAGCAUGUGUUAGAGGAAAAUGUUCAAAUCCUUGUCAGAGCAAUGUAUGUGGUUUAAAUGCAGUUUGUACAGUUAACAAACACAGAAUGGCAUGUACCUGUGAAAAUGGACAUCUGGGAAAUCCGUUUGACAAGAAAAUUGGAUGCGUUAAAGUUGAAUGUGUUGUUGAUUCUGAUUGCUCUAAUAAUAAAUUCUGUAGUCCAAAGACAAAUAAAUGUUCUGAUAAAUGUGAAAAUGGAGUAUGCGAAGGAGGGAAUUGUAAAAUUAUAAAUCAUAAACCAGUUUGCAUGUGUUCGCCUGGAUUUGAAUUAAUUAAAAGCACUUGCCAAGACAUAGACGAGUGUUUAAAGAACCCAUGUCCUACUAAUGCUGUUUGUGGAAAUAACGAAGGUUCUUUCACUUGUAAUUGUGUUAAUGGAACUGUAUUUGAAACAGAAACUGGAAGUUGUAAAAGUCCUGGUCAGUGUGUAACUGAUGGUGACUGUCCAGAAGAAACAAAAUGUAAUGAUAAUUAUUGCAUUAAUCCUUGCGAUUAUAUUAAAUGUGGCAAAGGUGCUAAAUGUAUAGUAAUAAAACACGAGCCUAUUUGUCAAUGCGAGCCAGACAGCGAGGGCGAUCCUUAUACAAGCUGUACCAAAUUGCAAUGUACGAAAGACUUAGAUUGUCCGGACGAAGAAGCAUGUAGUAAUAACAAAUGCAUAAACUCUUGUAGUUUGCCACGUGCUUGUGGAAAGAAUGCUAAUUGUAUAUCAAGAAGUCAUAUUGGACAAUGUUCUUGUGACCCAGGUUUCACAGGUGAUCCUGUGCUUGGUUGUGCACCUAUUCAGUUUUGUCAAUUUGAUAAUAAUAGAUGUCCCGGAGGCACAAAAUGUGUCGACAACGUAUGCCUAGGAUUAUGCACAUCUUCACGAGAUUGUUUUGAUCAACAACUUUGUAUAGACGGCACUUGUCGACAAACGUGCUAUAAAAAUAAUACAUGUCCAUCAUCCUUUUAUUGCGAUAAAAACAAAAUGUGUACUAAAAGCAUUAAAUGUCUAAAUGAUGAAGAUUGUGAGACCGAUGAAUUAUGUUCUGAAACUAAAAAUGGCAUCUCUGAAUGUAUUAAAUUGUGUCAUAAUCAGCCAUGCGGGAGAAAUGCAUUUUGUGUUGGUUUAGCUCAUAAACCGAUAUGUUCUUGUAAAGAAGGAUUUUUCGGCGACCCGUUGAAAGGGUGUGAUAAAAAAGAAUGUGAUGAAGACAAAGACUGUUCAGAAGAUAAGACAUGUCAUAACAAUAUGUGUAAAAUUGCGUGUCUUUAUAAGAAUGAAUGUGGAGAUAAUACUAUUUGUUCUUCGGAAAAUCAUAAACACGUUUGCUAUUGUCAGCCCGGUUACACUGGAAAUCCAAUAUCGGGAUGCGUUGAAAUUAAUUGGUGCGAAGUAAAACCUUGUGGCAUAGGUGCCGAAUGUAUCAAUACAAAAAGUGAAGCAAAAUGCGCGUGCCCAAGCGGUACUGUUGGCAACCCUUAUAGUGAGGGAUGUCACAUCUCUCCUGAAUGCCGAUUUAACAGAGAUUGCCCGAGCGAAGCGCGUUGUACUAUUAUUGACGGUGUGAGAAAAUGCACAGAUGCUUGUGAAAAUGUAAAAUGUGGACAAAAUGCUGAGUGUGUAGCCACACGACACUCUGGGCAAUGUAAAUGUAAGAUUGGGUACGAAGGAAAUGCGGGUAAUGGAAAAGGAUGUCAUCUUCGUGAAGUACCUUGUAAAAGUAAUAAGGAAUGUUCCGAGGCUCAAUAUUGUCGCAAAAGUAUUUGCCAAGGAUUGUGUGCAAUUGAUGAAGAAUGCGAUUCAAAUGAAAAAUGCUUCAAUGGGCAGUGCGUUAAUCCAUGUGAACUAGAUCAAACAUGUGGGUUAAAUGCAGUAUGUCAUACAGAAAAUCAUGUUGUGCAAUGCAGUUGCCCCUUCGGUUUUACCGGAAACCAAGAUGUAGAAUGUGUCAGAAUGCCGAGAUUGUGUGGAGGUGCUGGAGAAUGUGAAGAUGGCUUUGUCUGUAAAGAGUCGACCUGCUUGCCAAGAUGCAGAAAAGAUGAGGAAUGUACUUUGAAUGAACGAUGUUCAGAAGGAACUUGUUUGCUGACGUGUCGUUUAGAUAACGAUUGUUUUUUGGGACACAUUUGCUUAUCCAAUAGUUGUCGUUAUGGAUGCAGACACGAUGACGAUUGUAGGGAAGAUGAGAUUUGUAGAAACAAUUAUUGCAAAAAUCCCUGUGCCAGUGAUGUAAGCCCUUGUGGUCCAAACGCGGUUUGUUCCGUUGUAAAUCGAAAAGCUAUAUGUUCAUGUUUAGAUGGGCUAAUAGCAAAUCCCACACCCAAUAUUGGUUGCGUGAGAACACCAGCUUUGUCUUGUCGAAUACAAGCUGACUGUGCCACAGGCUGGAGAUGUGAAGAAAAUCGUUGUCGACCGAGUUGUAAUUCAGAGAAUUUUGAAUGCUUAGAAGGCGAACGAUGCAAUGCAGGUUUAUGUCGUUAUGCUUGCACAUCGGACGAAAAUUGUUCCGACGAUGAAGUUUGUGACGGUCGCUUUUGUGUGUUGGGCUGUAGAUCAGAUUCUGACUGCCUAAGUAACUUUGCUUGCCUAUCCGGCCAAUGCACAGACCCAUGUAAUAAACCAGGAACUUGUGGAGCUAACGCACUUUGUAGAGUUGUAGAACAUCGUCCAAUAUGUACUUGUCCACAAAAUUUAGUUGGGGAUCCAAAAUAUGUCUGUAAGAGAAUAGCAACUAAUUGUGAAAGUGAUAGUAACUGUCCUGAUGGAUUUAGUUGUUAUGGUGAUACCUGUUAUCCAUCUUGUCGAGGAGAUGUUGUUUGUUUAUCUAAUGAAAAAUGUAUAAGAGGAAUAUGCAGGCUUGUUUGUAAUAAUGAUGAGGCUUGCAGUGAAGGACAAAUUUGCGAAAACAGAAUUUGUAGGCAAGGGUGUCGAGAUGACAAUGCUUGCCAGAGCAAUGAGGCUUGUAUUAAAGGAAAAUGUAAAGAUCCUUGCAGUGACAAUGCAGUUUGUGGAAUAUGUGCCGAUUGUAAUGUCUUGAACCAUCGAAUUCAAUGUAGUUGUUCUAGUAAUUACACCGGUAAUCCGCUUGUUGAGUGUAAGAAAAAGCCUUUACGUUGUGAUGGUUUUUGCCCCUGUGACGAAAGUGGUUAUUGUAUCAAUCUGUGUGAAAAUAGUUCAAAUUGCUCAUGUGGUGAAAAAUGUGUUAACGGAGGUUGCAGAACUUUAUGUUCCCAGAAAACAAAAUGUCCCGAGAGACAUGUAUGUUCACAGGGUGCUUGUGUACCCGGUUGUAACUAUAAUAAUGAUUGUGGCGAAGAUAUGGUUUGCUCCGCAAAGCAAUGUGUAACAGUUUGUCGAGAUAACUCUUGUGGAAAAAAUGCAUUAUGCUUAGCAAACAAGCACCAUGCUUUUUGCAGCUGCCCCAGUGGUUACUCUGGAGACCCAGAAAAGGAAUGCAAAGCUUAUGAGUGUAUUAAAAAUGAAGAUUGUGGUUUAGACGAAGAGUGUACGUCUGCCAAAACAUGUAGAAAUGUGUGUCUCAAUGCUUGUGGUGCCAAUGCGAUUUGCCGCUCAAUUAAUCGGGCACCACAAUGUUCCUGUCCACCAACUUACCUGGGUAACCCAAAAGUUGAGUGUUCAAAACCAGCAUCAGGCAGUUGCUUAAAAAACCCAUGUGGAGUUAACGCACGAUGUCGAGAUUUGGAGGACGGCAGUUAUGAGUGCACAUGUCCACCAGGUUGUGUCGGAAUUCCACAAAGACAAUGCUUCUGUGGAACUAUGGCCCCUUGUGCGUUUAAAGCUUGUGGUGUCAAUGCACAGUGUCGUAUAGGACAAAGAGGAGAAGCACUAUGUUAUUGUCCUCGUAACUAUCCAAAUGGUGAUCCCAAUAUAGAAUGUGCUCAGGAACGAAGUGUAGUAGAUUGUAGAACUACAGGUUGUGGUAUUAAUGGAGAGUGUUUAAGAGAAGGUGCCGAAUUCGUUUGUCGUUGUAUACCUGGUACAGAGGGACAAGCUGAUAUCGAGUGUCAUACCAGUAUCGAAUGUACGAGUGACAAAGAUUGUUCAGUAGACAAAGCUUGUUUAAGCUUACGUUGUGUGGAUCCCUGCACAAUUCGAGGCGCGUGCGGCGAAGAUGCACUGUGUGUUUCAGUAAUGCACCGAGCUCAAUGCUCUUGUCCACAAUGCUACAUUGGCCAGCCUCGACUGGCCUGUCGCUUGGACUCAACAUGCAAACCUACAGCAGACGCUAAUGUUACCUUUACUUGUUCUGAAACAAAGGAAUGUCCAUCUAAACUAGCUUGUGAUUUAACGACAAAACAAUGUAGAAAUCCAUGUUUAAAUUAUCAAAACUGUCGAAGAAAUCAAAAAUGUGAAGUACGAAAUCAUAGGCCUGUUUGUGUUUGUCGUAAUGGGUUCGCUCUUAAUGACAAAGGGGAAUUGACAUGCGCUCCAGAAUAUGCUGAAUGUACGAGAGAUGAACAAUGUCCUUCCAAUGCAGUUUGUCGUGAUACGAAAUGUGUGAAUCCUUGUCUAGCAACCAAACAACCUAUUUGUCCCAAAGGAAAACAGUGUGAUGUAGUAGAACACAAAGCUGUAUGUAUUUGUGUUGAAGACUGUAAUCCGACAGCUUCUAUAUGUUUGAGAGAUAAUGGAUGUCCCCAAAACCUGGCAUGCAUUAAUUUCCAAUGCAAAGACCCGUGCAAAGAAGCUUGUGGUGAUGGCCCUUGUUCUGUUGAAGAUCAUCACCCAGUAUGCAAGUUUUGUCCAAGUGGUUUUACUCAUGAUGAAAAACAUGGAUGUAUUAAAGCAUUGUCAUGCGGCGUUCACGAAGAGUGCGCAGCGUCGCUAGCAUGCGUGAAUGGGCGCUGCAGCGAUCCAUGCUCUGGCGGAGGACCCUGCGCUCCUGGCCAUCAUUGCUCAGUUCUUGACCACCAACCUGUCUGCUCCAAGGUUUGUCAAUGUCAGACAUCUGCUGACUGCGCCCGAUAUCCUAACACAAAUUGCGAUGGCUGCGUCUGCGUGCACGGAGAUAAACCUUCUACUAAUUGUGCGCAUUGCCGACCCGGGGUAUCCUGUGAUCCAUUUACUGGAGCAUGUCUGGAAAAAUCACCUGGAACACCAAAGGCACCAGAACCCUGUCAUUCUGAUCGGGAUUGUAUAGACACCGAAGCCUGUUUUAUGGGAAUGUGUCAGAACCCUUGUGAAUUCGACAAUGUGUGUGGCAUUGCAGCCAAUUGUCAUCCGGUCAAACAAAGACCAAUGUGUUCAUGUCCAGCUGGAUACGUCGGGGACCCAGCAAUUAAAUGUGCACCUCAGCAGUCUGGUUGUACUCGCAAUGAAGAUUGUCAAUUGACCGAAGCUUGUAUAAAUAAUGCAUGUCAACAUCCGUGUGCAAUACACAACCCAUGUGCACAAAACGCCGUAUGUAUAAACACGAAGCACGGAUCAGAUUGCAGUUGUGCUGAAGGAUAUCAAGGGAACGGAUAUGUAGGCUGCGUGCCAGUCAUCGACUCUCGUUCGGUAUGUCAGUAUAAUGAAGACUGCCCUCCAGAACUCUUAUGUGACAGGUUGAACAGAAUUUGUAUUAAUCCUUGUUCUAUAAAUAAAUGUGGAGAUAAUGCAGAAUGCUUUCCAUCAAAUCAUGGAAUACAAUGCAAGUGCUUUGCCGGAUAUACUGGAAAUCCGUUCUUAGAAUGUUUCCAAGUUCAAGGAUGCCGCUCAGAUAACGAAUGUCAUAACUCUGAAGCUUGUAUUAAUGGAAAAUGUGAAUCACCUUGCAAAUGUGGCAUCAAUGCCGUAUGUGAUGUAAUGAAUCACGAGGCUUCAUGUAAAUGUUUGUCAGGUUAUAAUGGGAAUCCUUUAACAAGCUGUGAACCCCCUUCAAAUCCAUGCAUGCCAAACCCGUGUGGCCAGAAUGCUCUAUGUGAAAUUGAUAAUAACAACCCUAUUUGCUUCUGCCCAAAAGGGUUAACUGGCAAUCCAUUCAAAAUUUGCAUUCCUGAGGGCAACGAAUGCAGUCCAAAUCCUUGUGGCCCUUUUACCGGAUGUCGAAUUAUUAAUAAUAAACCGGCUUGUUUCUGUUUACCUAAUUAUGAAGGAAAUCCUCCACAACAGCCUUGCAAACUACCUAAUAAUCCAUGUCAACCAUCUCCUUGUGGACCCAAUACACAGUGUACAAUAUUAUCCAAUGGCUUCGCAAAAUGUACCUGUUUACAAGGAUUUGUUGAAAGUCCAAAUACAGUACGUGGUUGCGUAGAAGUGCGUAAUCCGUGUGAACCUAACCCAUGUGGUAUAGGAGCUCGAUGUGAUCCUAAUAGAACACCAUCUUGUUAUUGUCCAGAGAACAUGAAAGGUAAUCCUUUCAGACUAUGCGAACAUCACACAUAUUUACCUCCGCCCGUGUUAUGUCAACCAGGUAACUGUGGGGAAAAUGCAGAUUGUUAUGUGAGUAGCAACAGAGAGAUGUGCUUCUGUAAAGUCGGUUUUGGAGGUGACCCUUACGUUGGAUGUCAACCCCAGCGAAGUCCAUGUGAACCAAGCCCAUGCGGCCCACAGGCAGUAUGCCAGAUAAAUUACGAUCGUCAAGCUUUAUGCACUUGUCAAGAGGGGAGUACCGGUGAUCCUUAUAGCCUUGAGGGUUGUCAUUCCCGAGAAUGUGAGAUAGAUGAUGAAUGCCCUAUAGACAAAGCUUGCAUAGGGUACAUUUGUCGCAACCCUUGUCCUGGUGUUUGUGGGUUAAAUGCGAAAUGUCAUAUUGAAGCACAUCAUCCUGUUUGUGUUUGUGAAGAUGGGUUUGUGGGAAAUCCUUUACUUUGUUGUUUACCACCAGAAGAGCUAAAAAGCAAUAGACCAUGUAAUAAAGUACAAUGUGGUGUAAAUGCAAUUUGUCAAGAUGUUGGCGAACAGGCCAUCUGCACUUGCCCUCCUGAUUUUAAUGGAGAUCCUACUAUCGAAUGUAAACCAGAAUGUCUUAUGAACUCUGAAUGUGCACCAAAUGAGGCUUGCAUUAAUCGAAAAUGUUUAGAUCCUUGUCUACAAAAUAACGUGUGCGGAAUAAAUGCUGUUUGUUUGUGUUCGGAUCAUACUGUCUCCUGUAUAUGCCCCGAUGGUUACAUGGGUGAUCCGCAAAUUCAAUGUAUUUACAGACCUAUAAUUAUCGACUCGGACAAUUCAACUCUGCAACCAUGUUCACCAAGCCCUUGUGAUCCAAAUUCACUAUGUGAAGCUUAUGGAGACAGAUUUGCUAUUUGUAAUAUUUGUAGUGCUCCUAAUGCCAUCAAUAACCCUGCAUGUCGACCUGAAUGUGUUUUAAAUUCAGACUGCUCUUUUGACAAAUUCUGCUUGAAAAAUAAAUGCGUUGAUCCUUGCUCUGGAUCUUGUGGAUUAAAUACAGACUGUUUUGUCUAUCAUCACGACCCAAUUUGUCAAUGCAAAAAUGGUUUCGAAGGCAAUCCUUAUGAACAAUGUAAACUUGCUGCGCAACCAAUACCUUCAGAGACCUGUGACAAUAUCAAAUGUGGAUCUAAUGCAGUGUGUCGACAAUCAAACAGUGUUUUUACAUGUCAAUGUGUACCUGGUUUUUCUGGAAAUCCCUAUUUAUCGUGUAAACCAGAAUGUGUAUUAAACAGUGACUGUGCCUCUAAACUAGCCUGCAUAAAUAACAAAUGCGAAAAUCCUUGCAAGGACGUUUGUGGCUUAGGUGCAUUAUGCGAUACGAUAAACCACCAUGCUGUUUGUUACUGUGCUCCUGGUCAAACAGGCGAUCCGUACAUAAGAUGUCAAAACAAUCCUCAAAAUCCACCUACGUUAUCUUUAUGCGAUCCAUCCCCUUGUGGACCUUUUAGUCGGUGCCUCUUGUCAGAAUCGGGACAAGCCUUAUGCUCUUGUUUACCAGGUUUUAAAGGUGUUCCACCAAUGUGUCAACCAAAAUGUGUCAGUAAUGCAGACUGUCCGCAAAGUGAAACAUGUGUCAAUCAAAUUUGUGUUAAUCCUUGUCUUGGCAGUUGUGGGGUCGGUGCCAAUUGCAUCGUCGUUAACCACAACCCCAUCUGUAGUUGUAAAUCAGGAGAAACUGGAGAUCCCUUCGUGGUAUGUACAGCUUUUGUAGAUCACCCUCUGGAUGAAAACAAUCCGUGUAUCCCAUCACCCUGUGGACCAAAUUCCGUGUGUGAAAUUAAAUCUAAUCAUCCAGUCUGCUCAUGUCAACCGAAUUAUUCCGGCACACCGCCUUAUUGUAGACCAGAAUGCAUUAUAAGUCAAGAGUGUCCAACAAAUAAAGCUUGUAUUAAUGAUAAAUGUUUGGACCCAUGCAUAGGUGCUUGUGGAAAUAAUGCCAUUUGUAAUGUUGUAAACCAUACACCCCUGUGUAGUUGUGAGGAGGGAUACAAAGGUGAUGCAUUUAUAGGAUGUAUGGCAAUACCGAAAAAUGAAUCUAGAAAUAUAUGCAACCCAUCCCCAUGUGGAGAAAACACCAUUUGCACAGUUAUCAACAAUGCAGCACGAUGUUCCUGCAUUCCUCCAAACAUAGGAAAUCCUUAUGCUGGUGGUUGUAGGCCUGAGUGUGUAGUAAAUUCAGACUGUCCUAAUCACUUAUCUUGUUUAUCUAACCAUUGCCGAGAUCCUUGCAAAGAUUUGUGUGGUGUUAACGCUGAAUGUGUUGUGACAAACCAUGUUCCAGUUUGUAAGUGCUUUAGUGGAUAUGAAGGCGAUCCUUUCUCGUCUUGCCGACUUAAACAAACUCCACCAUCACGCAAAGAUCCUUGUGAUCCAACGCCAUGUGGUCCUAAUAGCAAUUGUCUCGUUGUAAGCGAUCGCGCUACCUGUUCUUGUCGAGAAGGUUAUCGCGGUGCUCCACCAGCUUGUCGUCCGGAAUGCUCAGUUAAUUCUGAUUGUUCACCCAAUAAAGCCUGCAUCAAUCAGAAAUGUAAAGACCCGUGCACCCAUAGUUGCGGUCUGGAUGCCCUUUGCCACGUAGUUGGUCAUAACCCCAUUUGCAUUUGCCCAGACAAUUAUCCUGAAGGAGAUCCUUUCAUAAGAUGCUACAAAAAAAGUAUUACACUUCCAGCACCCAAUCCCUGUUUGCCUUCUCCGUGCGGGCCUCAUUCAACUUGUAAAAACGAAGUUGGACGGGCUGUAUGCGCGUGCGAGCCAGGCACAUUAGGUGCUCCUCCAACCUGUCGCCCACAGUGCCUAAUAAAUCAGGACUGUCCUCUAGCUCUAGCCUGCUUAAGCGGAACUUGCGUAAAUCCUUGCGUGGGAUCUUGUGGCUUUAAUGCUCGAUGUGUUGUUCAAAAUCAUCAACCUAUUUGUUCUUGUGACGAGGGUUACACUGGCGAUCCUUUUUCGGGCUGUAAUCCACAUGAAAUUUCUAGAGAUGAUUCCCAACAACCUUGCAAUCCAUCUCCUUGCGGAGCUAAUGCCGUCUGUAAAGACAGAAACGGUUUUAUUUCUUGUACUUGUAUAAAAAAUUUCCAUGGAGAUCCUUAUCAAGGAUGUAGACCCGAAUGUGUUAUGAAUACAGAUUGUUCUAGUGAUAAAACCUGUUUCAAUAACAAAUGUAUAGAUCCAUGUUUGGGUACUUGCGGAAUAAAUACAGAGUGUAGAGUUACGAAUCAUGCACCGUCAUGUUUUUGCUUACAAGCAUAUACUGGAAACCCUCUUCAUGCAUGUUCACCUAUAAUAACUUCUUCGGAACCAAUCAACCCCUGCCACCCUUCACCAUGUGGCCCUUACAGUAAAUGUCGUACGUUUAAUAAUCACGCGGUCUGUACAUGUCUCGAUAUAUGUGUCGGUUCUCCGCCAAAUUGUCGACCUGAGUGUAUUGUUAGUACCGAGUGUCGAUCUAACAAAGCAUGCAUAAACAAUAAGUGUCAAGACCCUUGUCCUGGUACAUGCGGAAUUAACGCCCAAUGUCAGGUUAUAAAUCACAACCCUAUUUGCAGUUGUGCUAGUGAUUAUACAGGAGACCCUUUUGUUAGGUGUAUUUUGGAAGACAUACCAACCCCAAUAAAUAACUGUCUACCCAACCCUUGCGGACCUCAUUCACAAUGCAAGGAUAAAAAUGGAGUUCCAGUUUGUUCUUGUCUUAAUAAUUAUGUUGGCCGUCCUCCCAACUGCAGACCGGAAUGUAGCAUGAACUUUGAAUGUCCAGGAAAUUUAGCUUGUAUUGCUGAAAAAUGUAUUGACCCAUGUCCCGGUUCCUGCGGUUUUCAUACGUUAUGUACCGUAGUAAAACAUAUUCCAAUAUGUACUUGUGAAAGUGGAUACACUGGCGAUCCUUUCUCAGGGUGUUCAUUGAUCCUUAACAUUGAGCCACAAGUAGAAAAUCCGUGUUCUCGAUCACCUUGUGGGAUAAACGCUGUAUGCAAAGAAAGACAUGGUAUUGGUUCAUGCUUAUGUCUCCCAGACUAUUAUGGCGAUCCAAAUGUCGAAUGUAGGCCAGAAUGUGUGCUAAAUUCAGAUUGUCCUAAAGAAAAAGCUUGUGUAAACAAUAAGUGUAAAGAUCCAUGUCCGGGAGUCUGUGGCAUGAACGCUGAAUGUCGCGUGCAUAAUCAUGCUCCAUCUUGUGCUUGCGCACAAGGAUACGAAGGAAAUCCAUUUACCGCUUGCCACAAAAGUGUAGUUGAAACAAAAACAGAUCCAUGUCUACCCACACCUUGUGGACCCUAUAGCCUUUGUCGCUCUAGUAAUGGUCAUGCUAUUUGUUCAUGCCAAGAAAAUUAUUUUGGCUCACCUCCCCAUUGCCGUCCUGAGUGUAUGGUUAGCAGCGAUUGUAUGCCAAGUAUGGCAUGCAUUAAUUCUAAAUGUGUAGAUCCAUGCAUUGGUGUUUGUGGGAAUAAAGCUCAAUGUACUGUUGUAAACCAUAAUGCCUUAUGUAGCUGUCCUACAAAUUAUGUUGGUGAUCCAUUUGUUAAUUGCGUUUAUAAUAAAAGGCCAGAAACGAGACCAUCAGUUAACUCAUGUAUACCAAAUCCUUGUGGACCUAAUUCACAAUGCCGCAUUGUGGGCGAGACUCCAGCUUGUUCAUGCAAAGCUGGUUAUAUUGGCCGUGCACCAAAUUGUCGUCCAGAAUGUAUUUACGAUGAAGAUUGUUCUAGUAAUUUGGCUUGUAUUCGAGAAAAGUGUAUGAGCCCUUGUGAUGGCUCCUGUGGUUCAAAUGCUAAUUGUGUAGUAAUUUCGCACAAAGCAGUUUGUCACUGUCGUGAAAGUUAUACUGGGGAUCCGUUUAGCGGUUGCUACUUUAUUGUGACAGUGCCGAGUGAGGAAGAAAUAAAUCCAUGCACAAAAUCGCCUUGUGGUCCUAAUGCGAAAUGCACAGAACGAAAUAAUGCUGCAGCGUGUACUUGCUUGCAAGGAUAUUUUGGCGAUCCAUACCUAGGCUGCCGCCCUGAAUGCGUAACAAAUAAUGAUUGUGACAUAGAUAAAUCUUGUUCAAAUAAUAAAUGCGUUGAUCCUUGCCAAGGAGCAUGUGGAAUUAAUGCGUUAUGCAGUGUGUCACAUCACACUCCAAUUUGUCACUGCAUUGAAGGAUAUGAAGGAAAUCCUAUGGUAUCAUGUCAUCCUCAAAGAAAACCCAUACAACAUGAUUUUAAUCCAUGUGUGCCAUCACCAUGUGGACCUUUUAGCCAAUGUAAAGAAGUAGAAGGACAUGGCGUAUGCUCUUGCGAGGAGGGAUAUGUUGGCAGUCCACCAACAUGUAGGCCAGAAUGUAUUAUAAGUUCGGAUUGUCCUCAACAUGAAGCAUGUAUAAAACAAAAAUGCAAAAAUCCAUGUCCCGGUACAUGUGGUCUCAACGCACGUUGCCAAGUUAUAAACCAUAAUCCAAUUUGUACCUGCAAAGCAGGUUUUACUGGUGAUCCAUUCAUUGCGUGCCAAUUAGAACAAAAACCUAUCUUUACUGGACCUAAAGGGAAUCCAUGCAUACCUUCACCAUGUGGUCCACAUUCUCAGUGUAAAGUAGUUGGAGAAGCGCCUGCAUGUUCAUGCUUGCCAAAUUAUAUCGGUAUCGCUCCUAAUUGUCGACCCGAAUGUUCUAUCAAUGCGGAAUGUCCGGGUAAUCUUGCAUGUCAGCAUGAAAAAUGUAUAGAUCCUUGCCCAGGCUCUUGUGGUUUUAACGCUGAGUGUUCUGUAGCACAUCAUGUAGCGUUGUGCAACUGUUUACCAGGUCAUACUGGCGAUCCGUUUAGUGGAUGUUCGUUUAUUGAGCAUGUUUCAGAACCACCACCGAACCCAUGUCAUCCUUCACCCUGUGGAGCAAACGCUCAGUGUAAAGAACGUAAUGGAGUGGGUUCCUGUUCCUGCUUACCAGAAUAUUUCGGAGAUCCAUACACUGGAUGUCGUCCUGAAUGUGUAUCAAACUCAGAUUGCGACCGCAAUAAAGCAUGUUCAAACAACAGAUGUAAGGACCCCUGUCCAGGAACCUGUGGCAUAAAUGCAGAAUGUCGGACUGUUAACCACUCCCCAACAUGUACCUGUCUUUCUGAAUAUACUGGAAAUCCACUUAUAAAAUGUGAAUUAGAAACUAUUCAACCAGGAAAAGAUUUCCAACUAGACCCUUGUCAACCGUCUCCAUGCGGCCCGAACAGUUUAUGCCGAGCAGUUAAUGGUCACAGUGUAUGUACAUGUCAAGUUGGAUAUAUAGGAACGCCACCAACGUGUAAACCAGAGUGCAUUGUUAGUUCUGAAUGCGCGCAAGAUAAAGCUUGUGUUAAUAAAAAAUGCGUUGAUCCGUGUCCAAACACAUGUGGCCUUAAUGCUAGAUGUCAAGUAGUGACUCACAAUCCGAUUUGUAGCUGUACAUCUGGUUUUACUGGUGAUCCCUUUACAAAAUGUGUUCCAGAAGAGAGGACUGCACCAGCUAAUCCAUGUGUCCCGUCUCCUUGUGGGCCAAAUUCAGAAUGCCGUGUAAUUGGAGAUCAAGCUGCUUGCUCUUGCUUACCAAACUAUAUUGGUAGAGUACCAAAUUGCAGACCUGAGUGCACUCUUGAUGCAGAAUGUCCGAGUAAUACUGCUUGCAUCAAUGAGCGUUGCAAAAAUCCAUGCCUAGGAGCAUGCGGCUUAAACGCAAUUUGUUUAACAAUCAAUCAUAAUCCAAUGUGUACGUGUCAACAAGGUUUUACUGGAGACGCUUCUAAGAGCUGCUCUCAAAUUGUAAUAUCCUCAACUGAAAUGACUCCAACGUCGAGUCCGUGUACUCCAUCACCAUGUGGCCCGAAUGCUGAAUGCAGAGAAUACAAUGGUGCAGGGGCUUGUUUCUGCUCCGAAGGCUACGAAGGUGAUCCAUACAAUAAUCAAGGUUGCCGAAGGGAAUGUGAAAAUAAUGAUGACUGUGCAUAUAACUUGGCUUGCACAAGAUUUAAAUGUAUCGACCCUUGUCCCAAAACAUGUGGACAAUUAGCUCAAUGCGUAGUAGAAAAACAUGUGCCUGUUUGUUCAUGUCCUAUUGGAUAUACAGGGGAUCCGUUCUUCCAGUGCAGGGAAAUACUUUUAGAACCUAUUCCAGUAGGAAAUCCAUGCGAACCUACUCCUUGUGGACCUAAUAGUCAAUGUAGACAAGUUAACAUGCAGGCAGUAUGUUCAUGUCUUCCAAAUUACGUAGGAUCUCCGCCAUCUUGUAGGCCUGAAUGCAUUGUCAAUAGUGAAUGUGAUACCUCUAAAGCAUGUAUCAAUCAAAAGUGCGAUGAUCCUUGUCCAAACACUUGCGGCCUGAGAGCUCAUUGUCUAGUGAAAAGUCAUAAUCCAAUUUGUACCUGUCCAAUUGGAAUGACAGGAGAUCCUUUUACACAAUGUUAUACAAUUCCACCUACAACUGAGCGCCCACCUUCUUGUAGUCCAUCACCCUGUGGACCGCAUUCUCGUUGCCAACUUUUAGCAAGUGGACCGGCAUGCUCAUGUUUGCCAGGUUAUGUAGGUUCUCCACCAAGCUGCCGUCCUGAAUGUACUAUUAAUUCUGAAUGUCCUGCUUCACUUGCUUGUGUCCGACAAAAAUGUGAAGAUCCCUGUCCUGGUUCAUGCGGCAUUGAGGCCAAUUGCCACGUAUUGAAUCAUGUUGCUGUUUGUGUCUGCAAUGAAGGUUUUACUGGAGAUCCUUUCUUAAGAUGUUUACCAAGCAGUGAAGCGCCUACCACACCUACACCAACAGACCCUUGUACACCGUCUCCAUGUGGACCAAAUGCUCAAUGUAAUAACGGCUUUUGUACUUGUUUACCUGACUACAGAGGUAAUCCUUACGAAUCUUGUAGACCUGAAUGUACUGGAAGUCAGGAAUGUCCCAGAGAUAAAGCUUGUUUUAGAAAUAAAUGUCAAGAUCCCUGUCCAGGUGUAUGUGGCCAAAACGCGAAGUGUGAUGUCAUAAACCAUAUACCUAGCUGUUCAUGUAUAUCAGAUUAUACUGGCAAUCCAUUUACACAUUGCCAACCAAUAGAAAAGGUUGCAACUCCUUUAGAACCUUGCCACCCAUCACCUUGUGGACCAAAUAGUAUUUGUAAAACGACCGACAACACUGCUGUUUGUGCGUGUCUUGAAGGUUUUCAAGGUGCUCCGCCAGCAUGUAGACCAGAAUGUAUCGUUAGUUCUGAAUGCCCUUCCACAAAAGCUUGCGUAAAUCGUAAAUGUAUCAACCCUUGUAUAAAUUCCUGUGGUAUAUCAGCGCGAUGUGAGGUCAUAAAUCAUAGCCCAAUCUGCAGUUGUAGUCCACUUCAAACAGGAGAUCCUUUUAAGAGCUGUCACGAUGUUGUGUCUCGAGUACCGGAAUCUACGGAUGCUUGUAAUCCUUCCCCUUGCGGCCCAAACGCUCAGUGUAUGGAAAGAAAUGGAAAAGCUAAUUGUAGAUGUGAAGAAGACUAUGUUGGGCAACCACCAAACUGUAGACCAGAAUGCAUCAUAAACCCAGAUUGCCCAUCUAACCAAGCUUGUGUCAGAAAUAAAUGUAUAGAUCCAUGUCCAGGAUCUUGUGGCAUUAAUGCUGACUGUAUUAUCGUCAGUCAUACAGUAUCGUGUAUUUGCAAAGAAAAAUAUACUGGAAAUCCUUUCGUACAAUGUAUUUUACUAGAAGAAAAUGUUAUGAAACCUUGUGAUCCAUCACCUUGUGGAGCUAAUGCAGUUUGCAGUCAAAGGGACGGCGCUGGUGCAUGCUCAUGUUUAGAGGGAUAUCAAGGAAAUCCUUAUGAAAGCUGUCGUCCUGAAUGUAUUCUAAGCUCCGAUUGUUCAGCCGAUAAAGCUUGUAUAAGAAAUAAAUGUGCAGAUCCUUGUCCAGGAAUUUGUGGAACUUUUGCCGAAUGUACAGUUGUAAACCAUGUCCCAACAUGUGCUUGUGUAAAAAGCUAUUCAGGAAAUCCAUUUGUGCAAUGUACAAAAGAUGAACCAGUCCAAAAUAUAAGACCGUGCCAACCAUCCCCUUGCGGACCCAAUAGUAUAUGCAGAGAAAAUGGCGAACUAGCAUCUUGUGAAUGUCUUCCAGAUUAUAGAGGGGCCCCACCUGAUUGUCGCCCUGAAUGUACCGUUAGUAGUGAAUGUCCAUCUGAUCGUGCUUGCCAUAAAUUAAAAUGUGCUGAUCCUUGCAGAGGCACUUGCGGCUUAGGAGCUCACUGUCAAGUUAUAAAUCAUAGUCCAUUGUGUAGUUGUCCGGCUGGCACAACUGGAGAUCCAUUUAGUUCCUGUCGAGAAAUACAAUUUGCAGUAAUAGAAAAACCUUUAGAACCAUGUCAACCGAAUCCAUGUGGACCAUAUGGUGAAUGUCGAGCUGUUAAUGGCAAUCCAUCUUGUAGCUGUAUGACGGGUUACGUAGGUGCUCCUCCGAACUGUAGACCAGAAUGUCUUGUGAAUACAGAUUGUCCCUCGCAGCAAGCAUGUAUCGCAGAAAAAUGUCGAAAUCCUUGUGAAGGGUCCUGUGGUUUUAAAGCAGAGUGUAGAGUUCAAAACCAUAUUCCUAUAUGUAGCUGCCCUACAAGUUUUUCUGGAGACCCAUUUAUACAGUGCACAAAAGUAAUAGAAACACCAAAGGUUGAAUCUGAUCCAUGCAACCCAUCACCAUGUGGUAGUAACGCUUUAUGUGAUGGAGGAUCUUGUUCAUGCGCUCCCGGGUACUUUGGAGAUCCUUACUCAGGCUGUCGAUUAGAAUGUAGUACAAAUGGAGAAUGCGCACCUACUCGUGCUUGUCAAGGAGGAAAGUGUGUUGACCCAUGUCCCGGAGCCUGUGGUACAGGAGCAGUAUGCUCUGUUAAUAAUCAUGUACCGUCGUGCACUUGUCCUCCUCAUACUUCAGGAGAUCCGUUCGCAUUCUGUUCAGAAAUAAUUAGGCAAGAACCUGUAUCACCAUGUAGUCCUUCGCCGUGUGGUCCUCAUAGCGAGUGUGCUGUGAGCACCAAUGGUGCAGCAGCUUGUUCUUGUCGUGCAGGACACAUUGGGUCUCCUCCAUCAUGUCGACCUGAAUGUCUUGUAAGCUCCGAGUGUAAACUACAACUCGCAUGUAUCGACAGAAAAUGUCGAGAUCCGUGUGAAGGCGCGUGCGGUCGCGGAGCUCAAUGCCAAGUUAUAGCCCAUUCUCCUAUUUGCACGUGUAAUGAUGAUUUUACUGGAGAUCCAUUUACCUAUUGCUAUCCAGCUCCGGCUCAACCAGAUGUUGUGGUAGAUCUUUGUCAACCAUCUCCGUGUGGACCUAAUUCAAUUUGUGUAAAAACUGGAGAUACACCUGCUUGUUCUUGUCAACCUGGUUUCAUUGGAGCUCCACCAAAUUGUCGGCCUGAAUGUACGAUCAGUGCGGAGUGCCCGGCAACGCUUGCUUGUUUAUCUCAAACUUGCAAGAACCCAUGCAUUCAAGCUUGCGGACCAGGAGCAAUAUGUUCAGUUAUAGACCACCGAGCUACUUGUGCUUGUGAGCCUGGCAUGGAGGGUGAUCCCUUCCAAGGUUGUUCACGAUCGAAAGCUCCCCCAAAACCUGAAUACCUUAAUCCAUGUGAACCAUCACCUUGCGGUGUUAAUGCGGAAUGUAAUGUACAAGGAAACGCUGGAUCAUGUACUUGCCUACCUGACUAUUUUGGUGAUCCAUAUCAAGGCUGUAGACCGGAAUGUCUAGUUGAUGCUGAUUGCCCAUUAACUUUAGCUUGUAAUAGAAAAAAAUGUGCCGAUCCUUGUCCUGGAAUAUGUGGGCAAAAUGCUGCAUGUUACGUUGCAAAUCAUAAACCAUCUUGUACAUGCGAGAACGGCUACACAGGAAAUCCACUUUCUAUGUGUUCUAAAACCCGUAAUGAUUUAGUUUCAACAACAAAUGUCUGUAAUCCAUCACCAUGUGGAGCUAAUGCGAUUUGUAAAGAAAUUAACAGUCAACCAGUUUGUUCUUGUUUAACUAACUAUAUUGGCACUCCACCGAACUGCAAACCGGAAUGUGUUGUUAAUUCGGAAUGUAAACCAGCAAAAGCUUGUGUUAACAAUAGAUGUAUUAAUCCUUGUCCCAAACCUUGUGGCAAAGACGCUGAUUGUAAAGUUAUAAACCACAGCUCAGUUUGUUCUUGCCGCCACGGUUAUUCAGGAAAUCCUUUCACAAUGUGUACACAAAUAUUACAUACGACUUCAACUUCAAUAACAUCUUCAAACCCAUGUGUUCCUUCACCCUGUGGCCUUUAUGCUGAAUGCCGCAAAGGAUGUUUAGCAUCGUGUUCUUGUCUUCCCUCAUAUACAGGAUCACCUCCAUUUUGCAAAUCUGAGUGUACUAUCCAUUCUGACUGCCCUAGUAACCAAGCAUGUAUAGCGGAAAAGUGUAGGAAUCCUUGUGAUGGUGCUUGUGGAGUGUAUGCAAACUGUUUUGUACACAAUCACAUACCGGUUUGUUUGUGUGCGGAGGACUUCACUGGUGAUCCAUUUAGAGAAUGUAGACCAAAACCUCUACAAGACACUACAACCAUUGCUUCCAUUUCGGAUCCUUGUCUCAAAAACCAUUGUGGACCAAAUACUAAUUGUGACAAUGGAGUUUGUUCUUGUUUAUUGGGCUAUCAUGGAGAUCCGUACCUGGGUUGUCGACCAGAAUGUGUAUAUAGCUCAGACUGUCCCCAAAACAAAGGAUGUCGACUCAACAAGUGUGUAGAUCCUUGUGAAAAUACUUGUGGUAUAAAUGCUAAAUGCAACGUCAUCAACCAUAUUCCUAUGUGCACCUGUCCAGAAGGAAUGAGUGGCAGUGCAUUUAUUGAAUGUCGACCAGUCGCAGUUUUGAAUAUAAAUCCAUGCAAUCCAUCACCCUGUGGGCCAAACAGUCAAUGCCAACAUUCUAACGGGCAAGCGGUCUGUUCUUGUCUACCGGGCUAUCGCAGUAGUCCGCCAACCUGCAGACCUGAAUGUGUAAUAAGCUCUGAAUGCCCAUUAAACGAAGCAUGUCAAAAUCAAAAAUGUGUUAACCCUUGUGUUGGAGCGUGUGGAAUCGCCGCUUUGUGUGAAGCUAUAAAUCACAAUCCAAUCUGUACAUGUCCACCAACAUUUACGGGGGACCCAUUUAUAAGAUGUUAUAUAAGAGUCGAACCACAAAUUCAAAGUGACCCAUGUGAACCUUCUCCGUGUGGGCCUCAUUCUACCUGUAGAUUAAGUGGAGAUAGUCCAGUAUGUGCUUGUUUAAUUGGCUAUAAAGGAACCCCUCCAAAUUGUAGACCAGAAUGUGUUAGCAACAACGAAUGUGAUUAUAGUUUAGCCUGCGUUAAUAAUAAAUGUAGUGAUCCGUGUAGAGGUACUUGUGGUAUCAAUGCUGAGUGUAGAGUAGUUAAUCAUUCACCAAUGUGCAUAUGUCAGGUGGGAUUCAUUGGAGAUGCUUAUUCACAAUGUAAUCCUGUUAUAGUACAAAACGAAAUUUUAAGACCAUGCGAGCCGAGCCCCUGUGGUUCUAAUGCUUUUUGUAGAGAACGAGGAGGGGUAGGGGCCUGCCAAUGUUUAAGUGGAUACUUUGGAAAUCCAUAUGAAGGCUGUCGACCUGAAUGUUUGGUUAAUACUGACUGUCCAUUAAAUAAGGCUUGUUCACAAAUGAAAUGCAUAGAUCCUUGUCCAGGUACAUGUGGGGUUAAUGCAUUUUGUCAAACUAAUAACCACAUGCCAAAUUGUAUAUGUCAAGCAGGUUAUAGUGGAAAUCCCUUCAGUCAUUGCAGGAUAUUACAAGAACCUCAAGCAGUAGUUGAUGAAAAUCCUUGUAAUCCUUCACCUUGUGGUGCAAAUAGUCAAUGCAAGGAAAUAAAUAAGCAAGCAGUUUGUUCCUGUUUACCUAAUUUUAAUGGCUCUCCACCUAAUUGCCGCCCCGAAUGUAUAGUAAGUUCCGAAUGUCCUCCGAACUUAGCGUGUUCAAAACAAAAGUGCACAGAUCCUUGUUUAGGCACGUGUGGAGAAAAUGCAAAUUGUAAUGUAAUUAAUCAUAGUCCAAUUUGUGCUUGUAAAACUGGAUUGACAGGAAAUCCGUUCACGAGGUGUUUCCCCAUCAAAGUUUCAGAAACUUACGAUAUUGUUCAAUCUCGUGAUCCUUGUUUAUCUUCCCCUUGCGGACUUUAUGCAGAAUGUCGUGAGGUAAAAGGUUCGGUUUCAUGCACAUGUCAAGAUGGUUUUAUUGGUAGUCCACCCAAUUGCCGACCAGAAUGUACAAUAAACUCAGAAUGUCCGAGUGACAAGGCAUGCAUUAAUGAAAAAUGUCGAGAUCCUUGUAUUGGCGCCUGUGGGCUUAAUGCUAAAUGCAGUGUAUUUAAUCACAUCGCCGAAUGUGGCUGUCCCGAUCAAUACAGAGGAGACCCAUUUACGAAAUGUGAAUUGAUUGUUUUUGAAGAAGAUGUAACGGAGUCCGAUCCUUGUAACCCGUCCCCAUGUGGUUCAAAUGCAGAAUGUCAUAAUGGCGAAUGUACGUGUUUGCCUGAAUACUCAGGUGAUCCCUAUUUCGGUUGUCGACCAGAAUGCCUUGUGAACAGUGACUGCCCAAUAAAUAAAGCGUGCAUCAAAAGUAAAUGUGUCGACCCAUGUGUUAAUACUUGCGGAAAACAAGCAAACUGUAAUGUUUACAACCACAUACCAAUGUGCACUUGCCUACCAGGUUAUUCAGGAAACGCUUUCAUUGAAUGUAGGAAGAUAAUCAUCACAGAAGAACUUAAGCCAUGCAUUCCUUCUCCUUGUGGUCCAAACAGUCAGUGUAGAGAGAUUAAUGGUCAAGCUGUGUGCACUUGUUUAAUCGGUUACCACGGAGCUCCACCUACUUGCAGGCCCGAAUGUGUAACUAGUUCCGAGUGUGCUCUUAAUAAAGCUUGUUCAGGACAGAGAUGUAUAGAUCCAUGUAGUGGCAAUUGCGGAAUCGGUGCCAGUUGUGAAGUUAUACACCACAACCCUAUUUGCUCUUGUCCCACUGAUACAACUGGAGAUCCAUUCAAUAGAUGUAUACAAAAAGAUGUAACAGAAGAAAUCCGAGUAAACCCUUGUGAACCAUCGCCCUGUGGUCCGUAUUCUAUUUGCAAAGAAAUCGGAGGAUUCCCAUCAUGUGCUUGUCUUGAUCAAUUUAUAGGAGAACCACCAAAUUGUCGACCUGAGUGUAUCGCAAAUAGUGAAUGUCCCAAUGAAUUAGCCUGUAUUAACCAAAAGUGCAAAGAUCCUUGCCUCGGUUCUUGUGGUACUGCAGCAGAAUGUCGAGUGAUAAGUCAUUCUCCUCAGUGUUAUUGUUUACCUGGCUACAGUGGUGAUGCUUUCAUUGAAUGUCGGAUUAUUGACGUGCCACUGAACCCAUGUUCUCCAUCACCGUGCGGUUCUAACGCUGUAUGUAAACAAUUGAGAGGGGCUGGUUCAUGUGUAUGCUUACCAGAAUAUGAAGGAAAUCCCUAUGAAGGUUGUCGCCCUGAAUGUGUUGUCAAUUCAGACUGUCCUUCAAACUUUGCUUGCAUGCAAAAUAAAUGUAGAAAUCCCUGUGGAAACAUUUGCGGCCUUAACGCUCUUUGUAACGUCAUUAAUCAUAUUCCUAAAUGCGAAUGUGCACCAGGAACUACAGGUAGUCCACACCAAGAAUGUCGCGAUAUUUUAAAAGAUAUACCCGUAAAACACAAAACUCCGUGUUUACCAUCGCCAUGCGGGCCGUAUAGUAUUUGUAAAGCAGUUAAUGAACAAUCAGUGUGUACCUGUCAACCAGAGUAUAUAGGAUCUCCACCUAAUUGCAAACCGGAGUGUCUUAUCAGUGCUGAAUGCAGCCAACAAGAAGCUUGCAUAAAUCAAAAAUGUAAAAAUGCUUGUGAAGGUGUAUGUGGAGUUAACACGGAAUGUAAAGUAAUUAAUCAUAGCCCAAUUUGUACCUGUAGUCCUCAACACACAGGAGAUCCGUUUACUAGGUGUUAUAAAGAACCUGAAAUGCUACCGGUUUCAAGAAAUCCAUGUCUACCAUCUCCUUGCGGUCCAUUUUCGUUAUGUGUGGAAUUCAACGGGCUCCCAUCUUGUUCUUGCUUACAAAAAUACAUCGGUACGCCGCCGAAUUGCCGACCGGAAUGUACAAUAAAUUCAGACUGUUCCAGCGACAAAGCUUGUAUUAAUGAAAAGUGUAUCGAUCCAUGCCCAGGCUCAUGUGGUAUAAACGCUGAAUGUAGGGUACAAAGCCAUGUUUCUAUAUGUACUUGUAACAAUGGUUACUUUGGAGAUCCAUUCGUAGAGUGUUCAUUAAAACAACAGAUUGAACCUAUUGAAGUAAAUCCUUGUAAUCCAUCACCUUGCGGAUCAAAUGCAGUAUGUAACAAUGGAAUUUGCUCUUGUUUACCUGAAUAUAAUGGUGACCCAUACUUUGCCUGUCGUCCAGAAUGUACAAUCAGUUCUGAAUGUCCAUUACAUAUGGCUUGUGUUAAACAACGUUGUGUAAAUCCUUGUAAUAAUACUUGUGGCGUAAAUGCCGUCUGUGAGGUCGUCAAGCAUAUGGCUAUAUGUACAUGUCCACCCAAAACCACAGGCAAUGCAUUUGUAAAGUGUAGUCCCAUCAAAGAAACUAUACUCCAUAAUCCCUGUCAGCCAAACCCUUGCGGACCUUUCAGCCAGUGCAGAGAAUAUAACAAUCAGCCAGUUUGUUCAUGCAUUCCCGAAUAUCUUGGCACACCACCUGCCUGUCAUCCCGAAUGUGUUAUGAGUUCUGACUGUCCGUCAAAUAAAGCAUGUAGUAAUCAGAAAUGCAUUAAUCCAUGCGAGGGUGCUUGUGGAUUUGCAGCUCAUUGUCAAGUGAUAAAUCAUAACCCUAUAUGCAUAUGCCCAUCUGAAAUGACGGGAGAUCCUUUUACGAGAUGCAUUAUAAUACCACUGGCUGAGCCUGUAGUAAGCGGAAACCCAUGUCAACCAUCACCAUGUGGACCAAACUCAAUUUGUCAACCAAACCAAUCGGAAACCCCAACUUGCCAAUGUAUGCCAGAUUAUGUUGGUUCACCGCCUAAUUGUCGACCAGAAUGUAUAUCUAACGCUGAAUGCGAAUUACAUCUGGCUUGUAUUAACAAAAAAUGCAAGGAUCCUUGUUUACAAGCCUGUGGGAUAAAUGCAAAGUGCCAAGUUGUAAGUCACACCGCAGCCUGUGUAUGUCCUGAAGGUUAUAGUGGUGACGCUGCGGUUCAAUGUACCCUUAAUGCUCUUCUUCCAAGUAGCCCUCUCUCGCCAUGUACUCCCUCACCCUGUGGGACAAAUGCUGAAUGUCGGGAAAAAUCAGGAGCUGGUGCAUGCUUCUGCAUUAAUGGGUACUUCGGUAAUCCAUACCAAAACUGUCACCCAGAAUGUGUAGUAAACACAGAUUGUCCCAGCAACAAAGCUUGUACACGUAAUAAAUGUAUCGACCCUUGUCCAGGUACAUGUGCAAUAAAUGCAGAAUGUCAAGUAGUUAAUCAUUCACCAUUAUGCACUUGUCGACCAUCAUACACUGGUGAUCCUUUCCGACAGUGUGUUUUAAAAAUAAGCGAUGACCUGCCUAUCAAUCCUUGUCAACCCUCGCCAUGUGGUCCAAACAGCCAAUGCCGAAUUUCAAAUGGUGUAAGUGUAUGCUCAUGCUUGCCUGAAUACCAUGGAUCUCCACCUAACUGCAGACCGGAAUGCGUAGUAAGCUCCGAGUGUUCAUCAGAAAACACUUGUGUUAAUCAGAAAUGUAUUUCUCCUUGCCCUGGACCCUGUGGCAAAAACACUGAUUGUAGAGUGAUUAAUCAUAGUCCUAUAUGUACUUGCAAAGAUAAAUAUACUGGGGAUCCGUUUUCAAGUUGUUAUAAAGUUAUAGCUCCUGAUCGAGUCUUGACUACAAUAGAUCCAUGUAUACCAUCACCAUGUGGGGCAAAUUCACAGUGUCAGAACCGUAAUGGCCUUCCAUCCUGUUCCUGUCAGCCAAAUUAUUUUGGUAGUCCACCUAACUGCCGACCAGAAUGUGUUUUGAAUGAGGACUGUGCCAGUGAUUUGGCCUGCAUUGGUCUUAAGUGCAGUGAUCCUUGUUCCGGAUCAUGUGGUCUCAAUGCCAAUUGUCAUGUUAUGAAUCAUAUUGCAGUUUGUACGUGUAAUGAGGGUUACACUGGAAAUGCAUUCACACAAUGUAAUCCGGUUCCUAUUAAAGUUGAACAUGACAUCUGUAAAUCAUUGCAUUGCGGUGCAAACGCUGAAUGCGACGGAGAUAAGUGCAAGUGUCUUCCGGAAUUCCACGGUGACCCGUAUGAUAGAUGUCGACCCGAAUGCAUUCUGAAUUCUGAGUGCGAUAGACAUUUAGCAUGUAUUAAAAACAAAUGUGUAAAUCCCUGUCCAGGAAUUUGUGCAGCAACUGCUUUAUGUAAUGUUGUGAAUCAUAUACCAAUGUGCAGCUGUCCUGAACGUACAACUGGGAAUGCUUUCUUAGAGUGUCGACCAAUAUUACCCACAGAAUCACUCAACGUUAAUCCAUGUAACCCAUCUCCUUGUGGCCCUAACAGUCAAUGCAGACAAGUAAAUGGCCAGGCAGCUUGUUCUUGCGCUCCAAAUACUAUUGGUACCCCACCAGCUUGUCGUCCUGAAUGCACAAUAAGUGCCGAAUGUCGACUAGAUCAGGCAUGUAGUAAUCAACGUUGUAUCAAUCCAUGUGCCGCUUCUUGCGGCAUAAAUGCUGAAUGUAAAGUAGUAAAUCAUAAUCCUGUUUGUUCUUGUCCUUCGUCUUUCACCGGGGACCCGUUUACACGUUGCUAUAAACAAGCUGAAAAGUUACCAGAACGAAUUGACUUAUGCACACCUUCACCAUGUGGUCCAAAUUCAUUGUGCCAGGAAAUAAACGAAGUUCCAUCAUGUACUUGUUUAGAUGGUUAUCAUGGUCAACCUCCAUAUUGUAAACCUGAAUGCACAAGUAAUGAAGAAUGUUUACCAAGCUUAGCUUGUAUACGCAUGAAAUGUAAAAAUCCAUGUGAAAACAUAUGUGGUUCGAAUGCUGAAUGCAAAGUAGUCAGUCAUUCACCUAUAUGUUUGUGUGCUUUUGGGUACACAGGUGAUCCAUUUUUUGGUUGUACCAAAGAGAUUUUAAAUGCUGAAAUAGAAAUAACCCCUUGUUCACCAUCUCCUUGUGGGUCAAAUGCAAUAUGCAAAGAAAAACAAAAUGCUGGCUCAUGUACUUGCAUUGAAGGUUAUUUAGGAAAUCCUUAUGAAGGAUGUCGGCCUGAAUGCGUUGUCAAUACUGAUUGUCCCUCAAAUAAAGCUUGUGUUAAUAACAAAUGUAAAGAUCCUUGUCCGGGUAGUUGUGGCUCAAAUGCUUUGUGCCAAAUAGUAAAUCACUUACCCUUGUGUACCUGUUUAAGUGGUUACACUGGGGAUCCAUUCCAAUAUUGUGUCUAUCAAGAGGCACGUCCUACAAAAAUUCCCAUGGAUGUGUGUUAUCCAUCACCUUGUGGACCUAAUAGCCAAUGUAAAGAGAUCAAUGGUCAAGCAAUCUGUUCAUGCCUAGCGGGAUAUGAUGGAGUACCGCCAAAUUGUCGACCUGAAUGUGUCGUAAGUUCAGAGUGUGUUCCAGAAAAAGCGUGCAUUAACAACAAAUGCGUUAAUCCAUGUCCUAAACCAUGCGGAGUUAACACUCAUUGCCAGGUGAUCAACCAUAGUCCAAUAUGUUCCUGUAGGGGUUCCUUCACAGGAGAUCCAUUCACCUUGUGCACGCCAAUAAAGCGUAAGUAUUUGUUUUCACCCGCAUAAAAAAAAUAAUUUCCAUUAAUAAAUAAAAUUAAUUAUAAAUGUUAUUUUAGAUGAAAAAGUUGAUGACGGAAAAAAUUAUGUUUACCGUCACCGUGCGGUCCAAAUACUGAAUGUCGUCAAAUUGGAAAUUCCCCGUCAUGUUCUUGCCUUCCGAACUUUAUCGGUAGCCCACCGAACUGUCGACCUGAAUGUAGCAUCCACGCUGAUUGCUCAACUAACCAAGCUUGUAUAAAUUCGAAAUGCCAAGAUCCUUGUCCAGGAUCGUGCGGUACAUCAGCUUUAUGUAAAGUACACAACCAUAUUCCUAUAUGCACAUGUAUCGAAGGAUACAUUGGAGAUCCAUUUACGAGUUGUAUUCCUGAACCAUUGCAAGUGGAACCCGUUAUUAUAGAUUCAUGCACGAAUGUAAGAUGUGGGUCGAAUGCAGAAUGCAAUCGUGGACAAUGUCAAUGUAUACCGGAAUAUCACGGAGAUCCAUAUUUUAAUUGUCGCCCAGAAUGUGUUUUUAGCUCUGAUUGUGAUGUCACUAAAGCUUGUGUUCAACAAAAAUGCAUUGAUCCUUGCAUAGGAACGUGUGGAAUUAAUGCAAUAUGCCAAGUUAUAAAUCAUAUUCCUAUGUGUACAUGUAGCAAUGGGUUUUCUGGAAAUGCAUUUGUUGUUUGCAAUCCAGUAAGAGUUUCCGCCUCUGAACAUCCCUGCACUACUGCAAUUUGUGGACCGAACAGUCAAUGUCGGGAAAUAAACAAUCAAGCUGUUUGUUCUUGUUUACCCAAUUACUUAGGAGUACCGCCCGCUUGUAGGCCAGAAUGCGUAGUAGAUGCUGAAUGUCUUCAAAAUCAAGCAUGUAUUAAUCAGAAAUGUGUAAAUCCUUGUAUUGGAUCUUGUGGACUAAGAGCUAAAUGCGAAGUAAUAAACCAUAACCCAAUAUGCGCUUGUCCAAGUGGAUUUUCUGGUGAUCCAUUUGUUGCAUGUUCUGUCAUUUCAAAUGUUCAAGUUUCUUUGGUAAAGCCUUGUCUACCUUCUCCAUGCGGUCCAAAUUCUAUCUGUGAAGAAAUAAAAGGACAACCAUCUUGUCGCUGUAUGCCAGAAUUUAAAGGUCAACCACCAUUCUGUAAACCCGAAUGCGUAAGCAAUAGCGAGUGUUCAUCACACUUGGCAUGUGUCAAUCAAAAAUGUAAAGAUCCCUGCAUUAAUGCAUGUGGUAUGAAUGCUGAAUGUAGAGUAGUGAGUCAUUCUGCAAUGUGUGUGUGUCCUCAUGGGUACGAUGGUGAUCCAUUUUCGCGAUGUUCUAUAACAACGGCUAUAGAAAUAUUAACACCAUGUUCGCCAUCUCCCUGUGGAACUAAUGCGAUUUGCGAAGAACGUAACCAUGUCGGAUCUUGUAAAUGUAAUGAAGGUUACUUUGGCAAUCCUUACGAAAGUUGCAGACCGGAGUGUGUAUCUGACUCUGAUUGCCCAGGAAAUAGAGCAUGUAUUAAUAUGAAAUGUCAAGAUCCUUGUCCUGGAACCUGUGGCUUGAACGCUGAAUGUACUACUAUAAACCAUAAGCCAACAUGUGUAUGCAUCUCGGGUUAUACUGGUGAUGCUUUCCGAAAAUGUUCUAUUGUACCACUUAACGAUGACACACCUGUGAGCCUAUGCUAUCCUUCUCCGUGUGGUCCAAACAGUCAAUGUAAAAUAAUAAAUGAGAAAGCCAUUUGUAGCUGUCUACCUAAUUUCAUUGGUCUACCACCGUCAUGUAAACCUGAGUGUAGUCUCAGUUCAGACUGCAAUUCAGAUAAAGCUUGUAUCAAUCAAAAAUGUUCGAAUCCAUGUCCCGGUCCUUGUGGACACCUAGCAGAUUGUCGCGUGAUCCAUCAUAAUCCUAUUUGCAGUUGUUCACCAGGAUUAACUGGAGAUCCCUUCACAAGAUGCUAUACUAGACCAGUUGUUCAUGCUCAAAUAGAUGAAAUAAAGGAUCCGUGCGUGCCAAGUCCCUGUGGCUUAAAUUCUCAGUGUCGAAAUAUAAACGGACAAGCCGCUUGCUCCUGCUCUGCUGGUUACCUCGGUAGCCCUCCUAAUUGUAGACCAGAAUGUACAACCAAUCAAGAUUGUAUCGGAUCUCUAUCCUGUAUUAAUGAAAAGUGCAUCGAUCCUUGUCUAGGAUCAUGUGGGAGGAAUGCAAGGUGUUUUGUAAUAAAACAUGUAGCCAUUUGCGCAUGCCUCGAUGGUUAUACUGGAGAUCCUUUUACAAAAUGCGACAUAGAACCAAUAAAUGAUAAUCUUAUUGAUAAUUGUAAUCCUUCACCAUGUGGUUCAAAUACGGAAUGCCAAAACGGAGAGUGUCACUGUUUACCACAAUAUCAUGGCGACCCUUAUGUUGGCUGUAGACCAGAGUGUAUAAUAAGUUCCGAUUGUCCCCGAAAUCAAAUCUGUGCUGCUAAAAAAUGUAUAAACCCUUGCCCAGAUAUGUGUGGAAAGAAUGCAAUAUGUGAGGUUUUCAAUCACGUUCCGAUGUGCAGUUGUCCAACUGGGUACACUGGCAAUUCGUUUAUUUCAUGCCAAAUUGCUCAAGUCUUGGUGCCUGCUAAUCCGUGCAACCCCAGUCCAUGCGGUCCCAAUAGCCAGUGUCGAAUAAUAAAUAAUAUAUCGGUUUGUUCCUGUAUUCCUGGUUAUGAAGGAAAUCCACCAACAUGUCGACGAGAAUGCACAACUAGUUCAGAAUGUCCUUUGAAUAAAGCUUGUAAUAACUAUAAGUGCAUCGAUCCAUGCAAAGGAGCCUGUGGUUUAAACGCUUUAUGUGAGAUCGUCAACCAUAAUCCAAUUUGCUCAUGUCCAUCGGAAUAUACAGGCGAUCCAUUCAGUCGAUGCACUGAAAGACUCCAAGAAAUACUGCCACAGCUAAAUCCAUGCAUUCCAUCUCCUUGUGGACCUAACUCAAUAUGUCACCCUAUAUCAGAUACACCAUCUUGUUCUUGCAUGUCAGAAUUUAUAGGAAUUCCGCCAAAUUGCCGUCCUGAAUGUACCAGUAACAGUGAAUGUUCAAACCAUUUGGCCUGUAUUAAUAAUAAGUGUAGUGAUCCAUGUGUAGGCGCAUGCGGCUCACUUGCUCAAUGUCGUGUAGUUAGCCAUACACCAAACUGUAUGUGCCCACAGGGAUACACAGGAGAUCCAUUUUUAUCGUGUUUGAUACAAAAUACAGUAGUAACAGAAAAGCCAACACCCUGUACGCCAUCACCAUGUGGGUUUAAUGCAGUCUGCCAAGAACGCAACAACGUCGGUUCUUGUACCUGUUUUGCUGGCUAUUUUGGCAAUCCCUAUGAAGGAUGUCGACCAGAAUGUACCGUUAACACAGACUGUCCAUCAGACAAAGUUUGCCAGCAAAAUAAGUGCCAUGAUCCUUGCCCAGGAACUUGUGGUUUAAAUGCAAUUUGUCAAUCAGUUAAUCAUGCUCCCUUAUGUACUUGUCUUCCUGGUUAUACCGGAGAUCCAUUUAAAAACUGCAUAUUUAAAAAAGAUAUGGAAAAACCGACUGAUCCUUGCAAACCUUCGCCUUGUGGACCGAAUAGUGUUUGUAAAAUAUUAAAUGAACAAGCUGUAUGUAGUUGUAUUCCAGAAUAUCACGGUACUCCACCGAACUGCCGACCGGAAUGUAUUAUUAGUUCUGAAUGUGCCAAUAAUAGGGCUUGUAUCAAACAAAAAUGUAUGGAUCCUUGUUUAGGACAAUGUGGAAUAAAUUCAAAAUGCUUAGUUAUUAAUCAUAGUCCUAUUUGCACAUGUAUGGAACAUUUUACUGGAGAUCCAUUCAGCCGCUGUUUUGCUAUGGAAAUGCAUCUUCCUGAAAAGCAAUAUAAUCCCUGCUUGCCGUCACCAUGCGGACCGUUUAGUGAAUGCAGGGAAAAUUAUGGUGUACCAUCUUGCACCUGUCUUUCAAAUUAUAUGGGGGCUCCUCCAAAUUGUCGACCUGAGUGUGUUAUUAACGCUGACUGUAAAAGUAAUUUAGCAUGUAUCAAUCAGAAAUGUAUAGAUCCGUGUCCAGGUUCCUGCGGCAUUAAAGCACAGUGCAUUGUAAAAACUCAUAUGCCUAUUUGCACCUGUUACGAUAAUUACGUAGGGGAUGCUUUCAUCGAAUGUAAAUUACAAGAAAUCACCAGCGAUACCUUGGAUCCAUGUGUGCCAUCACCUUGUGGUGCCAACGCUAAGUGUGAAGAAGGUGUAUGCUCCUGUCUUCCUGAAUAUUUUGGGGAUCCUUACUUUGAAUGCCGUCCUGAGUGCACUCUUAGUUCUGAUUGUCCACUAAAUAAGGCUUGUUAUAGAAACAAAUGUGUUAAUCCAUGUAACGCUAAUGUCUGUGCAAGCAAUGCAUUAUGUGAUGUUAUUAAUCAUGUGCCAAUGUGCAGAUGCCCAGAAGAAAUGACUGGAAAUGCUUUUGUUUCAUGUUCCAGACAAGAAGUUGACAUACCUCAAGCCUGUCAACCGAGUCCAUGCGGACCUAACAGUCAGUGUCGUAAUGUAAACGGCCAGGCAAUUUGUUCAUGUUUAUUGGGCUUUAUUGGUACUCCACCUUCGUGCAGACCGGAGUGCAUUGUAAGCUCAGAUUGCUCUCCCGAGGAAGCUUGUUCAAACCGAAAAUGUAUUCGACCUUGUCAAGGAGCAUGUGGAAUUAAUUCCAAAUGUCAGGUCAUAAAUCAUAAUCCUAUUUGUUCUUGCCCACCAUCUUUUACUGGAAAUCCUUUCAUUAGAUGUAUAUUACAAGAAAUUGAACAAGAACAAAUUGACGUCUGUAAUCCGUCACCAUGUGGACCGAAUUCAAUUUGCAAGGAAAUGUUAAAUUCACCCAUUUGUUCGUGUCAACCUGGAUAUUUUGGCGCUCCCCCAUAUUGCAAACCCGAGUGUAUAAGUAAUUCGGAAUGUCCAACUCAUCGUGCGUGUAUUAACGAAAAAUGUACUGAUCCCUGUGAAACUGUUUGUGGCUCAAAUACAGAGUGCCAUGUAAUAAGUCAUUCUCCUUCAUGUUCAUGCCUUCAAGAUUACACAGGUAAUCCCUUCAUUGAAUGCCACAAAAUUAAAAAAGUUAUAGAGAUCUUGUCACCCUGCCAACCGUCCCCUUGCGGGGCCAAUGCCGUAUGCAAAGAGUAUAAUGGUGCAGGCUCAUGUACAUGUCUCACUGAUUUUUACGGUAACCCAUAUGAAGGAUGUAGACCAGAGUGCUUAAUAAAUUCUGACUGCCCCUCUAGUCAAGCAUGUUUGCAAAGUAAAUGCCAAAAUCCAUGUCUGGGUGCUUGUGCUCCAAAUGCUAUAUGCCAAGUAAUAAAUCAUGCACCAUCCUGUUCAUGUACAGAAGGUUUUUCUGGAGAUCCAUUUAAAUACUGUACACCUAUCCAGACACUAGAAAUACCUGUUGACGUGUGCCAACCGUCACCAUGUGGACCGAACAGUCGUUGUCAAGAGGUUAAUAAACAAGCAGUUUGCUCUUGUAUGCCAAAUUAUAUUGGUUCACCACCAGGCUGUCGCCCUGAGUGCGUUGUCAGUUCUGAUUGUCCCUCGAAUAAGGCAUGUGCCAAUGAAAAGUGCAUUGAUCCAUGCACUAAUGCAUGCGGAAGUAACGCUGAUUGCAGAGUAAUAAAUCAUAACCCGAUAUGUAACUGUAAAAACUUCUAUACUGGUGAUCCUUUUUCAAGAUGCAUUCCUUUGAAGCCACCAGUUGCUAACGCCGUUUUGGAACCAUACAAAAAUCUUUGUGUUCCUUCACCAUGUGGACCCAAUUCUAUAUGCCAAGAAACCAAUAACAUACCUGCUUGUACUUGUAUGGACGGUAUGUUAGGCAACCCACCAAAUUGCAAACCGGAAUGUAUCGUCAACUCCGAAUGUCCUCUUUCACAAGCCUGUAUACAUCAAAAAUGUCAAGAUCCUUGCGCUGGUUCAUGUGGUAUUGGAGCUUUGUGUUCCGUUGCGCGACAUGUACCUAUUUGCACCUGCCCUGAUGGUUAUACAGGAGAUGCCUUUACUGUAUGCACACCGAAACAUAAACCAGAUGUUAAUAUAAUCGAUAAAUGUAAUCCAUCACCUUGUGGCACAAAUGCCGUUUGUAAUAAUGGCGUUUGUACCUGCAUUGCGGAACAUCAGGGCGAUCCUUAUAUUGGAUGUAGACCGGAAUGUGUACUCAGUACUGAUUGUGCAAAAGACAAAGCAUGUAUAAGAAAUAAAUGUAUUGAUCCUUGUCCUGGAGCAUGUUCUUCAACAGCUGUUUGUGAAGUAAUAAAUCACAUUCCUAUGUGCACAUGUCCACAGGGAAUGAGUGGAAAUGCCUUCUAUGCAUGUGAACCGAUUAGAGGUCCACUUAUUAGCAACCCUUGUAUUCCAUCGCCAUGCGGACAAAAUAGCCAAUGCAGGGAAGUUAAUGGUCAAGCUGUAUGCACAUGUAUUCCUGAUUUUAUUGGGAGUCCACCACUUUGCAGACCAGAAUGUUUAGUCAGUUCAGACUGUUCUUUAAACAAAGCUUGUAGUAAUCAAAAAUGUAUCGACCCCUGCAAAGGUUCAUGCGGGGUGGAAGCCAAAUGUGUUGUUAUUAAACAUAAUCCAAUAUGCACUUGUCCUCCCAAUCAUACAGGAGAUCCAUUUAUUCGAUGCAUUCCAUCCGAACCUCUCGCUGCAGUCGUAUCUCCUUGUUCUCCGUCACCAUGUGGUGCUAACGCUAUUUGUCACGAAACAGAUGAAUCGCCAUCAUGUGCUUGCAUGGAAAAUUAUAUUGGAUCACCGCCAUAUUGUAGACCCGAAUGCAGCAGUAAUAGCGAAUGUUCCACUCAUCUCGCGUGUAUUAAUAAAAAAUGCAAAGAUCCGUGCAUUGACGUGUGUGCUCUAAAUGCAAAUUGUAAAGUAGUAAGCCAUUCACCCAUGUGUUUCUGUGAUGAUGGAUAUGAGGGAGAUCCAUUCACAAGUUGUCAACCUAUAUUAUUAACCGCUCCUGAAAUUGUUUCACCCUGUGACCCUUCGCCAUGUGGUGUCAACGCGAUCUGCAAGGAACAUAAUUCCGCAGGUUCUUGUAUUUGUCUUCCAAAUUACAUAGGAAACCCAUAUGAAGGAUGUCGACCUGAGUGCACAAUAAACACAGAUUGUUCACCAAAUAAGAGCUGUAUCAGAAACAAAUGUGUAGAUCCUUGCCCCGGAACUUGUGGCUUAAAGGCAACCUGCCACACCAUUCAACAUUUACCCAUCUGCACAUGUUCUUCUGGAUACACUGGUGAUCCAUAUCGAAGAUGCGAUUUCAUAAGAGAAACGACUCCAGAAGUUGCGACCCCCUGUGUACCAAAUCCGUGUGGACCAAAUAGCAUUUGCAAACCAUCCAAUGGUCAAAGUGUAUGUUCUUGUAUGCCUAACUACAUUGGCUCGCCACCUGGUUGUCGACCAGAAUGUACAGUUAGUGUGGAAUGUCCACCAACAACUGCAUGCAUAAAUAUGAAAUGUGUCAACCCUUGUCCAAACCAUUGCGGUUCUGAUACUGAAUGCAGAGUUGUAGGUCACAGUCCAAUUUGUUCGUGUAAAAAUGGUUUUACAGGAGAUCCCUUCACCCGAUGUUACAAACAACCACCACUUUUUAUAACUCAAGAAAUCCGACAAAAUCCCUGCGUGCCAAGUCCUUGUGGUUCUAAUGCCAUUUGCAAGAAUAUAAAUGGUUCACCGUCAUGUUCUUGCAUGUUAAACUUCCAAGGAUAUCCACCAAAUUGUAGACCAGAAUGUGCUAUAAAUCAAGAUUGUCCAUCAAAUAUGGCGUGUAUAAAUAUGAAAUGCAGGGAUCCAUGUCCUGGAAGUUGCGGACAAAAUGCUGACUGUACAGUUUUUAAUCAUUUACCUGCUUGUACAUGUGCCAAUGGUUAUAGCGGAGAUCCAUUUUCUCAUUGUAAUAUAAUUGCCCUAAAAGAUGACAUUCCUAAUGAUCCUUGCCACCCUUCGCCAUGUGGCUUUAAUGCCGAAUGCAUAAACGGAAUAUGUUCUUGCAUAAAUGAUUAUCACGGAGAUCCUUAUGAAGGUUGCAAACCAGAAUGUACGACAAACAUGGAAUGUUCAUCUAAUGAAGUAUGCUCAAGGAAUAAAUGUAUUAAUCCCUGUCCUGCAAUAUGUGCUCUAACAGCCGAAUGUAAUGUUUACAAUCACAUACCCAUAUGCACAUGCCCGCAAGGUAUGAGCGGAAAUGCUUUUAAAGAAUGCUAUCAUCUUGAGAUUAUAAACGAGGAACCAUGUAAUCCAAGUCCAUGCGGACCUAACAGCCAAUGCCGAGAUGUAAAUAAUCAAGCUGUCUGCUCAUGUCUACCUUCCUUUAUUGGUAGUCCUCCGUCUUGUCGACCCGAAUGUACUAUAAGUGCUGAAUGUCCUUCAGAUGAAGCAUGUAAUAAUCAAAAAUGCAUAAAUCCGUGCAAAGGCAGUUGCGGCUAUAAAUCGAGAUGUGAAGUUGUAAAUCACAAUCCUAUAUGCUCGUGUCCUCCGCAAUACACAGGAGACCCAUUUACAAUAUGCAACCCAAUAGUUGCUACACCACCAUCAAUAGACCCUUGUAGUCCUUCACCAUGCGGGCCUUUUUCAAUUUGUAAAGUCAUCGGAGAGUCACCGUCUUGUUCAUGUCAAAUGGAUUAUACUGGAUCACCACCCAACUGCCACCCUGAGUGCAUUAGCAACUCCGAAUGCUCAAGCAACCAAGCAUGUGUGAACCAAAAAUGUAAAGAUCCAUGUCCCGGUAGUUGCGGAUAUAAUGCCGACUGUAGAGUUAUUAGUCAUGCGCUGAUCUGCUCUUGUCCGUAUAGAUAUACCGGAGAUCCACUUGUUUCUUGUAAUCCCAUAAAAGAUACUGUUAUUGCAUAUGAUUCACCCUGUGAAUCUUCUCCGUGUGGAUUAAAUGCAAAGUGCAGGGAAAGUAACGGAGUGGGAUCCUGCCAAUGCUUAGAGAAUUAUGUCGGUGAUCCUUAUGAAGGAUGUCGACCGGAAUGUGUUAUAAACACAGAUUGCAAUCCUACUCAAGCGUGCAUUCAAAAUAGAUGUAAAGAUCCCUGUUUAGGCAUAUGUGCACCAAAUGCUAUCUGUCAAGUAGUUAAUCAUUUACCAUCCUGUCAUUGCCCUCCGACUCUUACAGGAGAUGCUUAUUCUAUUUGUGUAGACAAAAUUAAAGAUGAUAAAAAAAUUACUCCAUGCAUUCCUUCACCUUGUGGACCUAAUAGUCAGUGCCGUGAGGUAAAUUCUCAGGCUGUUUGCAGUUGUAUGGAGACAUAUGUCGGUAUUCCACCUAAUUGUCGUCCAGAAUGCACGAUUAAUAGUGAAUGUGCUUCUGACAAAGCAUGUAUUAAUCGAAAAUGUGUGAAUCCAUGCGCUGGACAGUGUGGUAAAAAUGCUAAUUGCAGAGUAAUAGCACAUAGCCCUAUGUGUUCAUGCCAAGAAUUAUAUACCGGAGAUCCAUUUUCUUACUGUAUGCCUCAACCCAUCUCCAUUCCAUCUCAAAUUGUAAAUCCUUGCUUACCUUCACCCUGUGGAUCAAAUGCCAUAUGUGAUGAAAACAAUGGACUACCACGAUGUAGCUGUAAACCUAAUUACAUUGGUACACCACCAUUAUGCCGACCCGAAUGCACGAUCAACUCAGACUGUAACGCGAUUCAGGCCUGCAUCAACAAUCACUGUUCUGAUCCUUGUCCGGGGGCUUGUGGAAACAAUGCCCAGUGUAUCGUCAAUAAUCAUUUACCUAUCUGCUCCUGUUUACCAAGUUAUACUGGAGAUCCAUUUACUAAUUGUGAUGUUAUUGUAAAUGAUGACCAGAUUAAUCCCUGCUCGCCAUCACCUUGCGGUGCUAACGCUAUUUGUAAUGAAGGAGUCUGUUCGUGUUUACAAGAUUAUUUCGGAGAUCCUUACUUUAAUUGUAAGCCCGAAUGUAUAUUGAAUUCUGACUGUGUACGAAGCAAGGCUUGCACACGAAACAAAUGCAUAGAUCCCUGUAUAGGGACAUGCGGAAACGAAGCUACUUGUGAAGUAAUAAAUCAUAUACCAAUCUGUUCAUGUCCCGUAGGAACUACUGGAGAUCCUUUUAACUUUUGCUCAAGAGUAAUAGAACCAAUUUCUACCAAUUUAUGCGAGCCAAAUCCAUGUGGGCCUUAUAGUAAAUGUAAAGAAAUAAAUGGGCAUGCUGUUUGUGUUUGUAUUCAAGGCUUCCUUGGCAGUCCACCAAACUGUCGACCAGAAUGCACUAUCAGUUCCGACUGUUCUUUGGAAAAAGCGUGUUCUAAUCAAAAAUGUAUAGAUCCUUGUCCCGGAGCAUGUGGAAGAAAUACUCAAUGUAUUGUUGUCAAUCACAAUCCAAUAUGCACUUGUUUGUCUGGAUUUACCGGAGAUCCUUUUUCAGUAUGUCAAAUAAUUCCACUUACAAUACCUGUUAAAAUCAAUCCAUGCCUGCCAUCUCCAUGUGGACCAAAUUCACAAUGCUCUGAGAGAGAUGAAACUCCACAUUGUACUUGUUUACCAGACUAUAUAGGUGUACCACCAAAAUGUCGUCCGGAAUGUACCAGUAAUACAGAUUGUAACAUACGUAUGGCUUGUAUAAAUAAAAAAUGUCGGGACCCAUGUGCUGGAUCGUGUGGAGUUAACGCAGAGUGUAAAGUUGUGAGCCACACUCCUAUUUGUACUUGUCAAAGCGGUUACAGUGGAGAUCCUUUCCACUACUGCAAUGAAUUGAUAAUUACAACAACACAAGAGAGGCCUACUCCUUGUGUUCCAUCUCCAUGUGGAGCGAACGCUGUAUGUAGAGAUCAAAAUGGUAUUGGAUCUUGCACCUGUCUUUCUGACCACUUUGGUGACCCCUAUGUCGCCUGCAAGCCCGAAUGUUUACUUAAUUCGGAUUGUCCAUCAAAUAAGGCGUGUCACAAUAAAAAAUGUCAUGACCCUUGUCCUGGUACUUGUGGUAUAGAUGCUCAGUGCAAUGUAAUCAAUCAUAUUCCAAGUUGCAGUUGUCCUGAACAAUAUUACGGUGACCCAUAUAAAAUAUGUAUAUUUAGACUACAAGAGAAUAAGGUUGAUGCUUGUGAUCCUUCUCCAUGUGGACCAAACUCACAAUGUAAAAUGAUGAACGAGAUUGCUAUGUGCACAUGUUUAGUCGGAUAUCAAGGGUCACCACCCGAUUGUCGACCAGAAUGUAUAACAACUUCCGAAUGUGCUCUAGACCAAAUAUGCGAAAAUAAUAAGUGUGUAUCACCAUGUCCCAGAGGUUGUGGUAGUAACACAAAUUGUCGAGUAAUUAAUCACAAUCCUAUAUGCGUUUGCAAAGACGGAUAUACUGGAGAUCCUCUCUCGACUUGUUACACUAUAAUACAAAGAGAGCCAGCGAUACUUGAAAUUCCCAACCCAUGCAUUCCAUCUCCAUGUGGCUUAAACGCAGAAUGCAGAAAUGUGGGUGGAAUACCAUCAUGCUCGUGUUUAUCAACGUACAUUGGAAGCCCGCCAAAUUGUAAACCUGAAUGUAUAACAAACUCAGACUGCAGCAACGACAAAGCUUGUAUUACUAUGAAAUGUUUGGAUCCUUGCUUGGGUUCAUGUGGCCAACAUGCCGUUUGUACUGUUAUAAAGCAUGUGCCUGUAUGCUCCUGUUCUAAUGGUUACGAAGGAGAUCCAUUUAUUAUGUGCAACGUCAAGAAAGAAGAAAUAAUUAAGGACAUUAACCCAUGCAAUCCAUCACCUUGUGGUUCUAACGCAAUAUGCCAUAAUGGCGAAUGCACCUGCUUACCGGAGUAUCACGGGGAUCCAUAUUUCGCUUGUCGACCUGAGUGUGUCCUAAAUAGUGAUUGCCCUGUUAAUAAAGCCUGCCUACAUAAUAAAUGUAUUGAUCCAUGUGUCAAUAUGUGUGGUAUUAAUGCUGAAUGCAAUAUCUACAAUCAUAUAGCGGUAUGUAGUUGUCCAGAUGGAAUGGUUGGAGAUGCCUUUGCUGAAUGCAAAUUUGUUAAAAUUCCAACGAUUACGGCAUGUGUUCCAUCUCCAUGUGGACCUAACAGUAUAUGUAGGGAGGCUAAUGGCCAAGCUGUGUGUACUUGUAUACAAGGCUUUGUUGGAAAUCCUCCAAGCUGUCGUCCUGAGUGUAUUCGAAGCACAGAUUGUCCAGCAUCACUAGCAUGUAUUAAUAAAAAAUGUCAAGACCCCUGUCCAGGCUCAUGUGCAUCAAAUGCUAUAUGUAAUGUAUUGAAACAUAAUCCAGUAUGUUCCUGUCCUCCUAGAUAUACGGGAUCGCCUUUCACAUAUUGUUAUGUUGAACAAAUACAGGAAAGUCCCAGCAAUCCGUGUGACCCAUCUCCUUGUGGCCCAAAUAGUUUAUGUAAAGUAUUGGGCCCAGAAUCUUAUGUUUGUUCCUGUCAGCCAACUUUUGAAGGCAAUCCACCAAAUUGCAAAAGAGAAUGUUCAGCUAACGAAGAAUGUGCCACAGAUAAAUCCUGUAUAAAUUAUAAAUGUAAAGAUCCUUGUCCAGGAUCUUGUGGAAUCAACACAAUAUGUACAGUUCAUCUUCAUACAGCAAUGUGCUCUUGUCAAAACGGUUUCUUUGGAGAUCCGUUCCUGUUUUGUUAUGAAACACCUGAGAUCAUUAAACCAAAAGAUCCUUGCAAUCCUACGCCUUGUGGGCCAAACGCUCGUUGCUCAGUCUCUGACAGUGAUAUCGCAGUAUGUAGUUGUGAGUCUGGUUACUUUGGUAAUCCAUACGAGACAUGUAGACCAGAAUGUAUUAUGAAUUCUGAAUGUCCCUUCAAUAAGGCGUGUUUAAGAAAUAAAUGUGAUGAUCCAUGUCCAGGAGUAUGUGGUACUACUGCAAUUUGCAAUGUAAUAAAUCAUUUACCAAUUUGUACAUGUGCCUCAGGAUAUACAGGAAAUCCGUACUCAUAUUGUCAUAUAGUACUUGAAAAAUUUGAAAACAUUUCACGAGAUCCCUGUAUUCCAAAUCCGUGUGGAAGCAAUAGCGUUUGCAAAAAUAACAGAGGUGUCGUUUCUUGUUCUUGUGUGUCUGAUUAUAUUGGAACUCCACCAAAUUGUCGACCCGAAUGCACAGUUAACUCAGAAUGUGAAGUUUCUAAGAGUUGUAUUAACCAUAAAUGUGCUGAUCCAUGUUUGGGUGUUUGUGGUCAAAAUUCUAUAUGUAAAGUAAUUAAUCAUGCACCAAUUUGUUCAUGCGGCCAAGGCUAUACUGGAGAUCCAUUUACAAAAUGCAUAGAAAUACAAAAAUUACCUCCGGCCGAAGUUAAUCCCUGUAGUCCAUCACCGUGUGGACCUAAUGCACUUUGUCAAACAAUAAAUACAGUACCAAUGUGCACAUGUAUAGAAAACUUUAUUGGUUUUCCGCCAAAUUGUCGUCCAGAAUGUAUAGUAAACUCGGAUUGUCCUUUCGACAAAUCGUGCAUUAACCAUAAAUGUAAAGAUCCUUGCAUCGGUUCUUGUGGAUUAAACACAAUAUGUCAAGUUUUUCAACAUUCCGCUAUAUGUAGUUGUGUCGAAGGAUAUACCGGAAAUCCAUUUGAAAAUUGUCACUUUACUGAAAUAAUCGAACAUGUCCCAAUUAUUUAUGACAAAUGCAAUCCCAGCCCAUGUGGAGCUAACACUGAAUGUAGGGAUGGAAUAUGCUCUUGCAAACCAAAUUAUUUCGGAAACCCGUAUAUGAGCUGUCGACCUGAAUGCUCACAUAGCUCUGAAUGUGCAUUUAAUCUCACAUGUAUAAACAACAAAUGUUCUGAUCCAUGCGUCAAUCUUUGUGGUCAGAAUGCUUUAUGUGAAGUAUACGAUCAUAUACCAAUGUGUAGUUGUCCCAGCAAUAUGGUGGGAAAUGCAUUCUUUUCAUGUACGCCCUUAACAGUGGUUAAAGAUGAAGUUAAAAAUUUGUGCGAACCAUCUCCAUGCGGUCCCAACAGCGUAUGUCACACAAACCAAAAUCAAGCUGUAUGCUCAUGCCUAUCAGGCUAUAAAGGAACACCACCAUAUUGCAGACCCGAAUGUUUAGUAGAUUCGGACUGCACGAGCCUAAUGGCGUGUUCCAAUCAGAAAUGUAUUGAUCCAUGUCAAGGAUCUUGCGGCAUUAAUGCCGAAUGCAAAGUUCACAAUCACAAACCUUUAUGCUAUUGCGGCACACGACUAACAGGAGAUCCAUUUACACAGUGUUACCAAUAUUCAAUACCAAUAAAGAAAACGCCAUGUGAUCCCUCACCAUGUGGACCAAACGCUAUUUGUAAAGAAGUAGGUGAAACACCUUCUUGUGAAUGUAUGAAUGAUUUCAUGGGAAGACCUCCAUAUUGUCGUCCAGAAUGUGUCACCAACAGCGAAUGUGAUUUAGACAAAUCCUGCAUCAACCGUAAAUGUAUAAACCCGUGUAUUGGAGCUUGCGGAAGUAAUACAAAUUGUCGAGUGAUCAGUCACUCACCAAUGUGUUCCUGUCAAUCUGGAUAUGAAGGAGAUGCAUUUGACCAGUGUCAUCCUAGGAAAGUGGAAAUGCUCAAGCCAAUUGCACAAAUAAAACCAUGUUCACCGAAUCCUUGUGGACCAAAUGCUAUAUGCCAAGAAAGAAACCAAGCGGCUAGCUGCAUAUGUAUUAAUGGUUUCCUAGGAAAUCCAUAUGAAGGAUGCAGACCAGAAUGUGUUUUACAUUCCGAUUGCCCCCAAAAUUUGGCAUGCAUAAGUAACAAAUGUCAAGACCCUUGCUCAGGAUACUGUGGCUCUAAUUCUUACUGUCAGACUGUAAACCACAUGCCAAAAUGUAAUUGCUUCAAUGGCUAUGCAGGAGAUCCAUACGAUAAUUGCAUACUUAAAGAAGAAAUCUCAGAAAAAAAUCCCUGCAGUCCAACUCCUUGUGGACCAAACAGCGUGUGUAAAAUUGUAAACGAUCAGGCAUUAUGUACUUGCCUCCCUGAGAACAAAGGCAGCCCACCAAAUUGUCGUCCUAUAUGUUUAUCUAGCUCCGAGUGCCCUCUCAAUGAAGCUUGCAUAAAACAAAAGUGUGUCAAUCCUUGUGUUGAAAUAUGUGGAAGCAAUGCUCAAUGUCGGGUUCACCGCCAUAGUCCUAUUUGCACUUGUCUUCCCGGUUUCGAGGGUGAUCCGUUUAUCUUGUGCACCGAACAAAAACACUUAGCGCCAGUUACAAAUCCCUGUGAGCCAAAUCCAUGUGGACCAUUUUCAGUAUGUAAAAACUUAGGAGAAUCAGCAACGUGUAGCUGUAAAUUAGGCUAUGUCGGUGUACCCCCGCUUUGUUCUCCUGAGUGUACAAUUAACGAAGACUGCCCAAAAGACAAAACUUGCAAUAAAGAAAAAUGUGUGAAUCCUUGUCUCGGAUCUUGUGGUUUUAAUGCUAAUUGUCGUGCCUCUAAUCAUCUGGCAAUUUGCACCUGUUUGGUUGGCUACCGAGGUGACCCGUUUGUCGGUUGCUAUGAAGUUCAAAAAGAUACGCCAAUUAUGGAACCAAAAGAUCUUUGCUCUCAAACUCCCUGUGGCAUAAAUGCAUUGUGUAAUAAUGGAAGCUGUUCUUGCAUACCUGAAUAUCACGGAAAUCCUUACUUUGAAUGUCGACCAGAAUGUACAACAGAUAAUGAAUGUCAUAAAGACCAAGCUUGUAUCAAUUUGAAAUGUAUUAACCCUUGCAAAAAUGCAUGUGGUCUGAAUGCCGUAUGCAACGUUUAUAAUCACUUGGCCAUAUGUGAAUGUCCACCACCACUUCACGGUGAUCCAUUUAUUGGUUGUCGUCUUGCAACAGAAACUUCUAAAAUAGAUCCAUGUUCACCAAACCCAUGUGGACCAAAUAGUGUUUGCAAAGCAUCAGGUACAGUAGCACACUGCUCAUGCCGGUCCGCGAUGUUGGAGGAACCUCCCAGUUGCCGACCAGAGUGCCGCUCUCAUUCAGAUUGCUCACCAAGCUUGGCUUGCCGCAAUAAUAAAUGUCGAGAUCCUUGCCCCGGAUCCUGUGGAGAGAAUGCCAUUUGUUUAACCAAAUUGCAUUCUCCAAUUUGUAGCUGCCCUGCUGGGUUUACUGGGGACCCUGUAACUCGGUGUUUGCCAGUUGCAGGAAUUGAUGCCGAAACAAAAACACCAUGCUCUGAUUGUGGACCAAAUUCAGUUUGCAUUAAUGGUGUAUGUCAGUGUCAAAGAAAAUAUAUAGGAUCCCCCCCUUUCUGUCAUAUUGAGUGUUUAAAAUCUAGCGACUGUGAAUGGAGCAAAAUGUGUAUAAACCGACGCUGCGUGGAUGCAUGUUCAGAAACGUGUGGUGAAUCUGCUCUCUGCAACACUGUUGGCCACGAGCCACAGUGUACUUGUCCUCCAAACACCAUCGGAAACCCUUAUUUCCAAUGUCGACCCAUCGGAACGAUUCAAAAGCUGCCAAAUGACCCAUGUUCUCCAUCACCAUGUGGUCCUGGCGCAUUAUGUCAUACCAGAGGUACUGUAGCUGCUUGUGAAUGUGAAGUUGGUCUUCGAGGUGAUCCUUACAGUGGCUGUCGACCAGAGUGCAUUGCAGACUCGGAUUGUGCGCCAAAUCGUGCAUGUAUUCGUUCCCAUUGCCGUGAUCCUUGCCAGGGAACUUGUGGUAUUGGCGCAGAAUGUGAAACUGUUAAUCAUAUUCCACUGUGUUCAUGUCCCAAAGGAACAAGAGGAAACGCUUUUGAGAAGUGUGAAUUCAUUACAACAGCACCACCAUGUUCACCAUCUCCAUGUGGUCCUGGUGCACUAUGCACUGUUGCGGGUGAUAGAGCCGUGUGUUCAUGUCCAAGCGGUACUAGUGGGGACGCUUCCUCAUCGGGCUGUCGUCCAGAAUGUGUCGUUAGUUCUGAGUGUCCACGAAGCCGAGCAUGCAUACGUAAUAAGUGUAUUGAUCCCUGCGUUGGUGCCUGUGGAAAUGGCGCAAUAUGUCGAGUGUUUGACCAUGCCCCUAUAUGCUCUUGCCCUCCCUCAACCUCUGGAGACCCAUUCUUAAAUUGUAGAAAAAAAGAUAUACCAACGACAAGUCCUACUGUUUACGAUCCAUGUGAUCCCAACCCUUGUGGACCUCAUGGAAGCUGUCACGAUGGUUCCUGCAAAUAUCCUGAAUGUAUUACGAAUGACGAUUGCCCCGGCGACAGAUCUUGUCUAAAUAGAAAGUGUUCUGAUCCUUGUAUCAAUGCGUGUGGUAUCAACGCCAUAUGUACAGGAGUAAGACAUUCUGCAGUGUGUUCAUGUCCCUUAGGAUAUACCGGAUAUCCAUUUGUUCAUUGUGAGCAAAUUAUAUCAAUUGCAAUAACACCUCCUACUGCUGAAUGUUUACGUGAUGAUGAUUGCGCGGAUAGUUCAGCCUGUGUAGAAAAUAAAUGUUCACUAGCCUGUGGACCCCUAGCUUGUGGUUUGAAUGCUCGAUGUGUGGCCAAACAACAUAGAGCCAGAUGUGCUUGCCUACCAGGCUAUGAAGGAGACGCAUAUAUUGGAUGCUACUCGGUUCAAUGUCACAGCAACAACGAUUGUCCAGAUGAUGAGAGCUGUGAAAGCAACUCCUGUAUAAAAGUAUGCUCACGUAUUCGAUGCGGUAUUGAAGCACAUUGUUACGCUCGCGGUCAUUCAGCAUCUUGUGAAUGUGACUCGGGAACACGUGGUGAUCCAUGGACAAUUUGUCACAAAGACGAAUGUCAAAACGAUGAAGAUUGUCCACUGUCGUUAGCAUGUAGAAGCAAAACAUGCCAGAAUCCUUGUCCAGGAGCCUGCGCUUCUCAUGCGCUAUGUAGUGUCAUACGCCAUAUUCCUACUUGUGAAUGUCCACGAGGUACAGAAGGAAAUCCUCGAAUUGAUUGCAAACCAGUUAAAGACCAAAAUGAAUGUGAAAGUGAUGCUGAAUGUGGCCCCGGACUUGCCUGUCUUCAAGGAAUAUGUAAAAACCCAUGUGACAAAACUUCCUGUGGAGUUGGUGCAAUUUGUAGAGUUGCGAAUACGUUGCCGUUCCGCACACUCGUAUGCGAAUGCCCACGACCUUUAAUCGGCGAUGCUUCCGUACUCUGUCAGCCUAAAGGCCAAUGUAGUGCAGACACUGAAUGCGGUGACGAGGAACGGUGUAUAGCAGGCAUAUGCCGUAAUGUGUGUACACCAGAUACUUGUGGAGCAGGCGCUGAGUGUCGUGUCAACGGUCGACAAGCCUCCUGCGUAUGCGUGCCACCACUUCAAGGAGAUCCUAGUGUUGCUUGUACACCAAGAACAUCGGGAGAAAUCUGCUUAUCAGACGACAGCUGUGGAGCUGCAGAGGCAUGUAUGCAGCAGCGCUGUGUACCUGCUUGUGCAGGUGCCUGCGGAUCCGGAGCGCUUUGUGAAGCCAUCAACCAUCGUGCCUUCUGCCGCUGUCCACCUUCUACGGCUGGUGACCCAGCGAUAGCAUGCUACACACCGGAAUGUAGUUCGGAUGAAAACUGUCCCUUUGAUAAGGCUUGCCGUAAUGGAUACUGUCGGGACGCGUGCUCUUAUAACGGUCCUUGUGGACGAGGUGCCAUUUGUGAAGUAGUUGCCCAUGUUGCCUCAUGCCGCUGUCCACCUGGCACUCAGGGUGACCCUCGUCGUGCUUGCGUCUCUGCAGUUUGUCAAUACAAUGAUGAUUGCAAUGAUAACCAAAUAUGUGACCGUCUUAACCGUGUCUGUCAACCGGCCUGUUCCGAUACAAGCUGUGCACCUGGAGCGAUUUGCACUGCUAAGCUUCACCAACCAAUAUGCAGCUGUCCACCAGGAUACAGUGGAGAUCCUUAUUUACGUGGUUGUAUGACCGUACAAUUAACAGAUGAGUGCGUAAAUGAUUCCGACUGUCCUCGACCACUUGGCUGCGUCAACGCAAAAUGUAUAGACCUAUGCCAGUAUAAUCCUUGUGAUACAGGCCUUAUUUGUAAGACAGUAGAUAUAUUACCACUACGCGCUGUCGCUUGUGUUUGUCCGGAAGAAGGUCGCAUUGCUCCUGAUAAAGGUUGUCGACCUCCUCCCGAAGCAGAAUGCUCUGCUGAUCUAGACUGUUCUGGUAUUGAAACUUGCCGUAGAGGAAAAUGUAUAGAAGCCUGCAAAGCUGCACCAUGUGGCCACAACGCUUUGUGCGAAGCUGUUGAUCAUGUAUCACGCUGUAGUUGUCCACCGGGAUAUCUUGGAAAUCCAAGAAUCGAGUGCAAUACAGAAGCGAGACAACCAUCUAUUUUUGAAUGUUACAAAGAUGACGAAUGUGGACCAGAACAAGCUUGCAAUAAGCGUGCUUGUAUCAACCCAUGCUUAAAUUCUUGUGGUCCGGGUGCGUUGUGCCGCGUUAUUAACCACAAACAUCAAUGUUCUUGUCCAAAUGGCCACACAGGGGAUGCAAAUGUAAAAUGUACACCUCCGACAGAAGAUAAAUCUGUAUUGCCAGUCGGUUGCAAAUCAAAUUCGGACUGCCCAUUAACGCAGGCGUGCAUAAAUAGUGUGUGUGCUAAUCCUUGCGUCUGUGGAUCUAACGCUGAAUGUACAGUAGUGAGACACCAUCCUGUUUGCUACUGUGAACGUGACUAUUCCGGAAAUCCUUAUCAAGGCUGUACUAAAGUUGAAUGUGCAUCUGACUCCGAAUGUCGUGAUAGUGAUAUGUGCUUUAACGGGGCCUGUGUCAGUCCUUGUAUAGUAGAAGCUCCAUGUGCAAUAAGCGCGGAGUGUUAUGGCGAAAACCAUCGAUCUCAAUGUCGCUGUCCUGUUGGAACGAUUGGUAACCCUUACAACAAAUGCCAAGCACCUGACUGUGAAUUUAAUUCAGAUUGCAAUGAUGACAGUGUGUGCCUUAAAGGAAUUUGCCAACAUGCUUGUUCUGCAGACGGUCAUAACCCGUGUGCUAACAAUGCUAAUUGUUUUGCCAGAAAUCAUGUUGCAGCGUGUAAAUGUCCAUCUGCUCUCCCUAAUGGUGACCCGUUAUCAUUCUGUGAAAAGACCUUAGUGCUUGGUGAACCAGAAUGUCGAUAUGACAGCGACUGUCCUAGUGGUCAAGCUUGCCUGAGAGAUGAAUGUCGAGAUGCUUGUAAAGAACUCAACCCAUGUGCUAGUAAUGCUCGUUGCACAGUUUCUGAUAGCGUUCCCUUCCGAACACUGAUUUGUCGUUGCCCAGAAGGCUAUAUACCGGAUGAAAAAGGCUCAUGUAAACCAGCGCAAUUGCCACCUUUAAGUUGCUCUUCAGACAAUGAUUGCGGCGAUCAGGAUUCUUGUAUUAACAGAAAAUGUAGAAAUCCAUGCAAUUGUGGUGAAAAUGCAGAAUGUUUUAUUAGUAAUCAUAGACCUGUUUGUUCUUGCCGAAAUGGUUUUGACGGCAAUCCAUAUCAAGAAUGUCGCAUAGUUGGAUGCCGUUCGAAUUCAGAAUGUGAAUCUCAUCAAGCGUGUAUUAACGGCAACUGUGUGAGUCCGUGUCUGUUAAAUAGUACUUGUGGACCAAACGCAGAAUGUUUUGUUGAAAGAUCUCAACCACUUUGCCGUUGUCGAUCUGGAUUUGAAGGUGACGCCUACUCUGGCUGCAAUGUUAUUGAAUGUAGAUCAAAUGGCGAUUGCCCUGAAGAUAAACAAUGCAAGGCUCAUAAAUGCAUAAACCCCUGCUUAUCUGCAAACCCAUGCGGAAGUAAUGCUGAUUGCUUGGUUCGUAAUUAUAUUGCUAUAUGUAAAUGUAAGCAGGGAUUCUCUGGUAGUCCAUAUAUUCAAUGCAGACCCCAAUUCACUGCAGACUGCUACGUGGAUGCCGAUUGUCCAACUAAAUUAGCUUGUUUAUCAGGUAAAUGUGUAAAUCCCUGUACAGAACUCCAGCCAUGUAAAAAUCCUGCACAGUGUGAAGUAUCAAAUACGCUACCAGUUCGUACAAUGAUUUGUUCUUGUCCACCUGGAUAUAUAAGUAGCGGAGGAGGUGUAUGCCGCCCCGCUUCACCAAUAGAAGAAGUAGCCUGUGAACUUGAUACGGAUUGUUCCACAAAUCAUGCUUGUAUAUCAUCAGUUUGCAGAAACCCAUGUGAUUGUGGUCCUAAUACCGAUUGUUUAAUAAAAGAUCACAAGCCUGUCUGCGCCUGCAAACCAGGUUUUAUGGGUGAACCUCACACUGGCUGCUAUAACAUCUUGUGUCAGUCUGAUAACCAAUGCGCCAAUGACGAAACUUGUGUUAACAGUAGAUGCGUACCAGCUUGCUCACUGGAAGUAGAUAUGUGUGGUAAAUCUGCAGAAUGUUACGGAAUUGAUCACCGAGCAUCGUGCCGUUGCCUAAUUGGGACAGUCGGUAAUCCAACUGUAGCAUGUACACCCAUUGGAUGUCGCUCCAACUCAGACUGUCCAGAUGAAAAAUCUUGUAUUAACUUAAAAUGUGUUCAACCUUGUAAUAUUACAAAUUGUAACAAACCAGCGGAAUGUCGAGUACAUCUUCAUGAAGCUUAUUGUGUUUGUCCUCCUGGAUUCGAAAGUACCAUAGAUGGCUGUAACAAAACCGAGUCAAUCUGUAGAAGUGACUUUGAUUGUCCACCAGCUAUGACUUGUUCGAAUAAGAAAUGUGUCAAUCCUUGUUUGGAAGGAAAUCCCUGUGGGAGCAAUGCAGAUUGUAACGUCUUAGAGACUUUACCAGUAAAAACAGUGAUAUGUGAAUGUAAACCUGGUUACAAAGGAAAUGCGCUUGUAAAUUGUACACCAUACAAACAGCCUACUACAAAAUGUGAAGAUGGUGAAGGAGUAAAUGAGUUUGGUGAGUGCGUACCUUGCCAGGCGAGUGACGGUCAUAUAGUAGACGCUCGUGGGAGAUGUGUAUGUAAUGAAGAACGAGGAUUCAUUGCCCGUGGGGAAAAAUGCGAACCCGCUGGCUGCCGUGCUGACGACCAAUGCGAUGACACCUCGCGAUGUAUUAACGGCAAAUGUAUACCUGCAUGUGAGGCUGAACCUUGCGGUUUACAUGCAACAUGCGAAGCCAUAGGACACCGCUCGCGCUGCACUUGUAUCACUGGUUAUGUAGGAAAUCCAAGAGUUCAUUGUAAUCAAUCCAACAUCAAUUACCGUACUGACUUUCCACUACCAGAUAUGCAGGUUCAUUGUCUAGCAAAUGGUGUAAGCGUAAGUUUGAAAAUAAAGGAUUUCAACGGAGUCCUAUAUGUAAAAGGAUAUAGUAAAGACGAAAGAUGUCGCCUGGUUGUGCAUACAAGUGAAAACCAAGAAAGACCAGUUGAUUUCACCGUGUAUUUUGGGGAUUGUGGAUUAGUUCACGUCAACGGUCUUGCAAGCUUCGUGCUAGUUAUGCAGAAACAUCCUAAACUUGUCACAUCAAAUGCUAAAGCUUUCCAUAUAAAAUGUAUCUACCAAACUGGUGAACAAAAUGUGACACUUGCCUUCAAUGUGUCUAUGUUAACAACUGCCGGUACUAUAGCUAACACUGGCCCUCCGCCAACUUGUUCGAUGAGAAUCGUUUCGCGAACGGGCGAUGAAGUUAGCUCAGCUGAAAUCGGAGAGAACUUAGUACUCCAAGUUGAUGUCCAACCUUCGAGUAUCUAUGGUGGUUUUGCGCGUAGCUGUAUCGCAAAAACUAGCGAAGUUGCGACGAACAUAGAAAACGAGUACACUGUAACAGACGAAGAUGGAUGCGCUACAGACGCAGCGAUAUUCGGCGAAUGGGAGCGAAGCGAAGACGGCAGUGCAUUACGCGCCGCCUUUAACGCCUUCAAGUUCCCUAGCAGCGACAAUAUUCGAUUCCAAUGUAAUAUACGAGUAUGCUUUGGAAAAUGUCAACCGGUUAAUUGUCGCGGUUCUGACGCUUUCGGCAAGCGUCGAAAGCGAGAAGCGAUCGACGGAGAUAGCCCUUUGGCGGGUCAACUUCGAGAGGAGGUGACUGUCGAAUCUAACCAGAUUCUGACGCUUGAAAGACGUGAUCCAUCUAGGGCAGCUCGACAACGCGAUGGUUCAGGAGACACAAAUACGACAGGUGGCGCCGGCGAUGUGUGUGUUUCAGCGGCUGGGCUGGCCGUGGCGCUUGCAUUGACGGCACUCUUGGCUCUCGUAGCGGUAGCAGCAGCUGUUGCGUGCUGGUUGGUAGCGUGGAGACGCGCACGUCCUCUGCCAGCCCCACUGCCUCACCCGCCCGACUUCCCGAACCCAUUAUUCCAGCGUUAGUCGCGGGUCCCAGCUAGUCGUUCGCUCCGCUCCUCCGCCGGCGCCAGCGGUGUCGGUCUUCUUUUCUCUCGGUAUUUUGUUCGCCGUCGGAGGACCGUCGGGCGAGGACACCCCAAGCGCCGUCCCUCGCGUGCACUUGUGGCGUCCUGUUUAGAAUAUAUACUACAUGAUAUUAGUUGUCAUAAUGUACUUAGAAUCGUCGCCUCCUCUGAACUAUGUGAUAAAUAAUAAAUAUUCGAAAUCAGCUUAAUGUUGUGUAAAAUAAUCAAUGACGUAGUUCGUAAGCAUUUAUUAAUAAAAACAAUAAUAAUAAA